Messenger RNA from Pelobates cultripes (western spadefoot toad), 59142 nucleotides. NCBI's taxonomy places the organism in Eukaryota, Metazoa, Chordata, Amphibia, Anura, Pelobatidae. The record is from the annotation of a GenBank genome assembly.
CUUCCUGGUCACGUGACUGCCAGGUUCCGGUUCAGGCACAACGUGGGUACCUGUGAUCCUGGGUCGCUAUCAGAGUGCUGGGUGAUGUGGGUCCGCUAGGGGCCGGAUUCUAUCAACAUGCAGAUCUCUAAUGUGAAUGAUGUGAAAAUCUAUAAUCUGAGCUGCGGGAAGUCCCUGCCAGAGGUAAGUGGCUAAACUGUAGGUCUCACCAUACUAACAUUACAGUGACCCUCUCCAUGCACAUCAUACUAACAUUACAGUGUAUUACAGUGACCCUCUCCAUGUACAUCAUACUAACAUUACAGUGACCCUCUCCAUGUACAUCAUACUAACAUUACAGUGUAUUACAGUGACCCUCUCCAUGUACAUCAUACUAACAUUACAGUGUAUUACAGUGACCCUCUCCAUGUACAUCAUGCUAACAUUACAGUGUAUUACAGUGACCCUCUCCAUGUACAUCAUACUAACAUUACAGUGUAUUACAGUGACCCUCUCCAUGUACAUCAUACUAACAUUACAGUGUAAUACAGUGAUCCUCUCCAUGUACAUCAUGCUAACAUUACAGUGUAUUACAGUGACCCUCUCCAUGUACAUCAUGCUAACAUUACAGUGUAUUACAGUGACCCUCUCCAUGCACAUCAUACUAACAUUACAGUGUAAUACAGUGACCCUCUCCAUGCACAUCAUACUAACAUUACAGUGUAUUACAGUGACCCUCUCCAUGUACAUCAUACUAACAUUACAGUGUAUUACAGUGACCCUCUCCAUGUACAUCAUACUAACAUUACAGUGUAUUACAGUGACCCUCUCCAUGCACAUCAUACUAACAUUACAGUGUAUUACAGUGACCCUCUCCAUGUACAUCAUACUAACAUUACAGUGUAAUACAGUGAUCCUCUCCAUGUACAUCAUGCUAACAUUACAGUGUAUUACAGUGACCCUCUCCAUGUACAUCAUGCUAACAUUACAGUGUAUUACAGUGACCCUCUCCAUGCACAUCAUACUAACAUUACAGUGUAAUACAGUGACCCUCUCCAUGCACAUCAUACUAACAUUACAGUGUAUUACAGUGACCCUCUCCAUGUACAUCAUACUAACAUUACAGUGUAUUACAGUGACCCUCUCCAUGCACAUCCUUACUAACAUUACAGUAAUAUUACAGUGACCCUCUCCAUGCACAUCAUACUAACAUUACAGUGUAUUACAGUGACCACCUCCAUGUACAUCAUACUAACAUUACAGUGUAUUACAGUGACCUCUCCAUGCAUCAUAACAUUUUGAGUGUAUUACAGUGACCCUCUCCAUGCACAUCAUACUAACAUUACAGUGUAUUACAGUGACCCUCUCCAUGUACACCAUACUAACAUUACAGUGUAUUACAGUGACCCUCUCCAUGUACAUCAUACUAACAUUACAGUGUAUUACAGUGACCCUCUCCAUGUACAUCAUGCUAACAUUACAGUGUAUUACAGUGACCCUCUCCAUGUACAUCAUACUAACAUUACAGUGUAUUACAGUGACCCUCUCCAUGUACAUCAUGCUAACAUUACAGUGUAUUACAGUGACCCUCUCCAUGUACAUCAUGCUAACAUUACAGUGUAUUACAGUGACCCUCUCCAUGUACAUCAUACUAACAUUACAGUGUAAUACAGUGACCCUCUCCAUGCACAUCAUGCUAACAUUACAGUGUAAUACAGUGACCCUCUCCAUGUACAUCAUACUAACAUUACAGUGUAUUACAGUGACCCUCUCCAUGCACAUCAUACUAACAUUACAGUGUAUUACAGUGACCCUCUCCAUGUACACCAUACUAACAUUACAGUGUAUUACAGUGACCCUCUCCAUGCACAUCAUACUAACAUUACAGUGUAUUACAGUGACCCUCUCCAUGUACAUCAUACUAACAUUACAGUGUAAUAUAGUGACCCUCUCCAUGUACAUCAUACUAACAUUACAGUGUAUUACAGUGACCCUCUCCAUGCACAUCAUACUAACAUUACAGUGUAUUACAGUGACCCUCUCCAUGUACAUCAUACUAACAUUACAGUGUAAUACAGUGACCCUCUCCAUGUACAUCAUACUAACAUUACAGUGUAUUACAGUGACCCUCUCCAUGCACAUCAUACUAACAUUACAGUGUAUUACAGUGACCCUCUCCAUGCACAUCAUACUAACAUUACAGUGUAUUACAGUGACCCUCUCCAUGCACAUCAUACUAACAUUACAGUGUAAUACAGUGACCCUCUCCAUGCACAUCAUCCUAACAUUACAGUGUAUUACAGUGACCCUCUCCAUGCACAUCAUGUGUAUUACAGUGACCCUCUCCAUGUACAUUACAGUGUAUUACAGUGACCCUCUCCAUGUACAUCAUACUAACAUUACAGUGUAAUACAGUGACCCUCUCCAUGUACAUCAUACUAACAUUACAGUGUAUUACAGUGACCCUCUCCAUGUACAUCAUACUAACAUUACAGUGUAUUACAGUGACCCUCUCCAUGUACACCAUACUAACAUUACAGUGUAUUACAGUGACCCUCUCCAUGUACAUCAUACUAACAUUACAGUGUAAUACAGUGACCCUCUCCAUGUACAUCAUACUAACAUUACAGUGUAUUACAGUGACCCUCUCCAUGCACAUCAUGCUAACAUUACAGUGACCCUCUCCAUGUACAUCAUACUAACAUUACAGUGUAAUACAGUGACCCUCUCCAUGCACAUCAUGCUAACAUUACAGUGUAUUACAGUGACCCUCUCCAUGUACAUCAUGCUAACAUUACAGUGUAUUACAGUGACCCUCUCCAUGCACAUCAUACUAACAUUACAGUGUAUUACAGUGACCCUCUCCAUGUACACCAUACUAACAUUACAGUGUAUUACAGUGACCCUCUCCAUGCACAUCAUACUAACAUUACAGUGUAUUACAGUGACCCUCUCCAUGUACAUCAUACUAACAUUACAGUGUAUUACAGUGACCCUCUCCAUGUACACCAUACUAACAUUACAGUGUAUUACAGUGACCCUCUCCAUGCACAUCAUACUAACAUUACAGUGUAUUACAGUGACCCUCUCCAUGUACAUCAUACUAACAUUACAGUGUAUUACAGUGACCCUCUCCAUGUACAUCAUACUAACAUUACAGUGUAUUACAGUGACCCUCUCCAUGUACAUCAUACUAACAUUACAGUGUAUUACAGUGACCCUCUCCAUGUACAUCAUACUAACAUUACAGUGUAUUACAGUGACCCUCUCCAUGUACAUCAUACUAACAUUACAGUGUAUUACAGUGACCCUCUCCAUGUACAUCAUACUAACAUUACAGUGUAUUACAGUGACCCUCUCCAUGCACAUCAUACUAACAUUACAGUGUAUUACAGUGACCCUCUCCAUGUACAUCAUACUAACAUUACAGUGUAUUACAGUGACCCUCUCCAUGUACAUCAUACUAACAUUACAGUGUAUUACAGUGACCCUCUCCAUGCACAUCAUACUAACAUUACAGUGUAUUACAGUGACCCUCUCCAUGUACAUCAUACUAACAUUACAGUGUAUUACAGUGACCCUCUCCAUGCACAUCAUACUAACAUUACAGUGUAUUACAGUGACCCUCUCCAUGCACAUCAUACUAACAUUACAGUGUAUUACAGUGACCCUCUCCAUGCACAUCAUACUAACAUUACAGUGUAUUACAGUGACCCUCUCCAUGCACAUCAUACUAACAUUACAGUGUAUUACAGUGACCCUCUCCAUGUACAUCAUGCUAACAUUACAGUGUAUUACAGUGACCCUCUCCAUGUACAUCAUACUAACAUUACAGUGUAUUACAGUGACCCUCUCCAUGUACAUCAUACUAACAUUACAGUGUAUUACAGUGACCCUCUCCAUGUACAUCAUACUAACAUUACAGUGUAUUACAGUGACCCUCUCCAUGCACAUCAUACUAACAUUACAGUGUAUUACAGUGACCCUCUCCAUGUACAUCAUGCUAACAUUACAGUGUAUUACAGUGACCCUCUCCAUGUACAUCAUGCUAACAUUACAGUGUAUUACAGUGACCCUCUCCAUGCACAUCAUACUAACAUUACAGUGUAUUACAGUGACCCUCUCCAUGUACAUCAUACUAACAUUACAGUGUAUUACAGUGACCCUCUCCAUGCACAUCAUACUAACAUUACAGUGUAUUACAGUGACCCUCUCCAUGUACAUCAUGCUAACAUUACAGUGUAUUACAGUGACCCUCUCCAUGUACAUCAUACUAACAUUACAGUGUAUUACAGUGACCCUCUCCAUGUACAUCAUGCUAACAUUACAGUGUAUUACAGUGACCCUCUCCAUGUACAUCAUGCUAACAUUACAGUGUAUUACAGUGACCCUCUCCAUGCACAUCAUACUAACAUUACAGUGUAUUACAGUGACCCUCUCCAUGCACAUCAUACUAACAUUACAGUGUAUUACAGUGACCCUCUCCAUGCACAUCAUACUAACAUUACAGUGUAUUACAGUGACCCUCUCCAUGCACAUCAUACUAACAUUACAGUGUAUUACAGUGACCCUCUCCAUGCACAUCAUACUAGCAUUACAGUGUAUUACAGUGACCCUCUCCAUGUACAUCAUACUAACAUUACAGUGUAUUACAGUGACCCUCUCCAUGCACAUCAUACUAACAUUACAGUGACCCUCUCAUGUACAUCAUACUAAUAUUACAGUGACCCUCUACAUGUACAUCAUACUAACAUUACAGUGUAUUACAGUGACCCUCUACAUGUACAUCAUACUAACACUACAGUGUAUUACAGUGACCCUCUACAUGUACAUCAUAUUAACAUUACAGUGUAUGUGACCCUCUACAUGUACAUCAUACUAACAUGUAUAUAUUACAGUGAUCCUCUACAUGUACAUCAUAUUAACAUAUAUGUAUUACAGUGGUCCUCUACGUGUACAUCAUAUUAACAUGUAUGUAUUACAGUGAUCCUCUACAUGUACAUCAUACUAACAUGUAUGUAUUACAGUCACCCUCUACAUGUACAUCAUACUAACAUGUAUGUAUUACAGUCACCCUCUACAUGUAAAUCAUACUAACAUGUAUGUAUUACAGUCACCCUCUACAUGUACUGCAAUAAAAGGGAACUAAGCUGAGUUGGAUUGCCCAUUGAUUUUGCUAAUCUCUCUCUCUUUGAUGUCAAUGGCACAAUAGUUACACGUUUCUUCAUAGUUGGGUUUUCAUGUCCUUUACCCUUAUUGUGUGUCACGGUGUCUUAUAUUAGCAUGGUCUCAGUGUUUAUUUUUAUCCUAGUAUGUGAAUCGCUUUUACUAAAAAGUGUCUCUUUAUUAGCCAGUGAUUGUGUGCCAUAGUUUGUAUCUCUCUUAGUGUGUUUCACAGUGUGCAUUUUAUUAUCCUGAGAGCGUCACAGUGUGUCUCUAUUCCAGCAUGUUAGAGAGUCACAGCGCGUCUCUAUUCCAACAUGUGAGAGCGUCACCGUGCUUCUAUUCUAGCUUGUGAGAGCGUCACACUUUCAGGAGCUCCUGCAGGCGCUAUACGUGGUGCUCUGGCUGGAUCUUAGGUAGCAUUUGUUCCACUUAGUCUCAGACACCUUUCCUCCAAAAAGCGCUCUCCUGGCGGAUUUCAAAGUGGUUCAAAUCCACAAACCAAGUUGUCCGGGAACCGCACGGUCACCUUAUGCCGAAAACGGUUCCAUAACAUUCGCUGCUAAGUCCCGCUGAGGUGACCGGGAACCCAUGAAGUCCUCAUUCCAAAUUUAGUUCCAUAACGAUCACGGCUAAGUACAGCUGAGGACAAUUCAUGGGCUUGGUUCAUGCGAGCAGUUGCCAGAGAGACAGCUUUCGGUUCCAUUUGCACGAACAAAGGGCACCCAGGGCAAGCUACAAAGGGUCUUUGUAUAUGGCCCAUAGUACUUGGACAGGAGGCUAGCUAGCAGGUCCCUCAAGGAGCUUGUAGCAUAGGAACGUUCGCCACAGAGUGUGUCUAUUUUCCAGCAUAUGAGAGCAUCACAGUGCCUCUCUUUUGCAGCAUGUGAGUGCGUCAGUGUCUCUUUUCUAGCCUGUGAGUGCGUCACAGUGCGUCUCUUUUGCAGCAUGUGAGAGCGUCAGUGUCUCUUUUCCAGCACGUGAGAGCAUCACAGGGUGUCUCUUUUGCAGUAUGUCAGUGUGUCUUUUCCAGCAUGUGAGAGCGUCACAGUGUGUCUAUUUUCUAGUAUAUGUGUCAAUGUUCUCCACAGCAAUAAAACUCACUCCAGUGAACACUGUACCUCUAGUAGUGUAUCGUGUUUCCCUGAGCUUCACAUCCUAUUGUGUGUGCUUAUCUUCUAUAUCAAUAACAUACUUGGGCUGAUGUUGGCUCUGUAGAGCAGUUCUGGGUGCCAACUAACUGGGGAACAACUUAUGCCCAGUGCAAAGCACAGGUACUUGUAAUUGCCCUGAUUUGUAAAGAUUGCUGUAAGCUAUAAAACAGCCUAUUCUCACUAUGAUGUCAAAGCUGGAAUGUAUGCAUCCUUCUUUGCCAUCAGAAGUUUGUGUACAUGGUGGGCAAGUCCCUAUCUCACUUUUCCAGCUCUCUGUGAGAUCGUGAGCCAUGGCAGCAAACAUGCGUAGUCAGGGCUCAGUGGAAUUGAUGGUUAGAAUUUCAGGGACGAAUGCAGGUGGAAUAGAAAUCAUUUAUUUAAUAGAUGGAUUAAUAACAAUGUGUAGAGGGGGGAUACAAUAUCCCCUAUAAGUGAAUCACAUGAUAUUGAAUUUGGUUUCAUUGUGGAUCAAACUUGAGAAGCCCACAUUUUGGUAGAAAUUAUAUCAGAAAUGAGUGUACUGGGAAUACUAUUGAAUAGGUUAAUUAAACCAGGGGUGGGCUACGUCAGAACUUCAGAUGUUGUGGACAUGUGGACUAGAUGUAGUCUCCAACUUGUGGAUUGGUGAAGGUUGCCUACCCCUGGGAUCCCUCUUUGGCUCUUAGAUUUAUUAGAAUUUUAGAGUUGAGCAUAUCUAGCCCUGUGUAAGCUUGUUUUGUGAUUUUUUUUUAAAAUUUUUUUUUAAUGUUGUUUUACAUUUUUCUUUCUUAAUACCAGUGGCUUUCAGAUCGCAAAAAAAGAGCCUUACAGAAGAAAGAUGUGGGUAAGUAGAAUGUCAGCACAUAUUUAAAUGAGAUUCUCUGUUUUAACUGUAAAUCUUAACGUGUGACUUGAUGUUUACAUGUGUAUGGAACACGUAUAUUUUAAAGUGACACUCAAAGCACCAUCACCGCUAUAACGCGUAGUGGCAAUGGUGCAAGCAGGCUGUCAGUACUGUCUCAUGUUUCUGUGAUUUUGAUUGGUUUAACACAAACCGAAUGUCCUCCAGAUACCUGCAGCCUGGCCACUGGCGGUAGAUUACUUAUUGCACUUCAGCAUGUGCCAUUCACACUUCAUCCACAUUUAGGUAGUAUUGAGCAUGUCAGCAGACGCUCUCAGCCAACCAAUGCAGAAGUGUAAAUUCCGCAGUGCAAAUACAAAUACGGUUUCUGUGUAAAUGUCCGUUAGAAUCCCAAUUAAGCAGCAUAAACUUGAUUAACGUAUUUUUCUUUAAAGAUGUCCGGAGAAGGAUCGAACUUAUUCAGGAUUUUGAAAUGCCUGCUGUCAGUUCCAACAUUAAAGUCUCGAGAGAUGGGCAAUAUGUUAUGGCCACAGGUAAGAAAAUACCAUAAGUAUGGAAUUCUAUGAGACCAGACUCUCACAUUGUGUUUUGAGUGUUCUUUCACCAGGACUCUUAAGUCUCUAAAUGUUUAUGUUUACAAUGCUUUUUUGUUAAAUGUAAUAUAGCUGUUAAUGCAGCCUUUGGCAAUAAACUGUGUAUCCUCUAUAAAUACCAGAAUAAUUACAUUUCCAUUGAUGCAUAGUAAUGCAGAGUUUCACGAUAGCCUUGGAGAUGUAUGUGCUAGACAUAAAGGGACACGCCACGCAUCAUAACUUUUGUAGCGGUUAUGGUAUUAUGAAGCUGUCAUGGGGAGGUCUACCUACCCCUUAAAUCUUUCUACACUCAGUCUGUUUACAUCACUCAGGUCACACUCCUUCAGUAGGACGAGUUGUGCUGUGAGUGUGUACACACAAUUCCUUGCCCAGCUCAGGGUCACUCAAACAGUGUGAACAGGCUGUGUGUGAGUGGAAGCUGGACUUCCCAUAUUUUGUCAGUGGGUAGGCAGUACAGUUUCCAGAAGGGUAUCAAAACAAACUAAACUGCUGUUAUGUUAUGAGUGGCCCUUUAAUUGCCCCUGUGGAGCAUCAGUCAUUUAGGGAACAGUUUCUUGGAAGGUCCCUGUCAGAGCUGUAACCUGGGCAAAAAUAUUUUCAUUAAAAAAUGCUUCUUAUUGGAAGUACAACCUACUGCUUUUUAGAGGGUUUCUGCUGUGAUGUCUAAUUUUUCUGUACCCCUUGGGUGGCAUAUGACUCAAGAAGUAGAAUGUUUUUUGUUGUUGUUGUUUUUUUUUCUUCUUCUUCUUUUAGAUUAACUCACUAAUCUGAAAUUCUUUUCCAGGAACCUACAAGCCUAGAGUCCGUUGUUAUGACACUUACCAGCUUUCUUUGAAGUUUGAACGAUGUUUGGACUCAGAUGGUCAGUAAUCUUUAAAUUUACCUAUUUAUUUAUUUUAUUUAUUACUGGUAUUUAUAAAGCGCCAGCAAAUUCCCCAGCGCUGUACAAUUGGUGGAGAACGUACAAUAUACACAGACAAAUACAAGAGGUAGAGAGGGCAUAUAACAUUUUACCUGUAACAUGCGGGUGGGGGAAAUACAUUUUGUGUGUGUGUGUUGUUGUUGUUGUUUGUUUUUUUUUGUUUUUUUUAACCCUAUCCCACCCUAUUUAUUAGUUUUUUUUCCCCUUUAUUGCAAGGUUCCAAUUAAAGGUACACUAAACUCACCCAGAUCACUAUAUCUAAAUGAAGUGGUCUGGGUGCGGUGGCCCAGUCGUUUUAACCAUGUAAUGUAAAAGAUUGCAGUUUUGUUUGUGGAGUUCAGAAAAAAAGACAAUAUUUUCGCUUUAACCUGUGCCUUUGUCAAGAGACUUAUAAAGGCACAGGAUAGUGCCGAAACAUUGUCCAUUUCUCAGAACUGAAAACACACACUAUAGAAGCAAUGUAUGUUUGCUCACACGCUACCACUUAGCAGGUACCCAAGCAAGUAUGAGUGGGAGCAUCAUGGCGCAGUGACGCAUCACUCUGGACACACAAGUGCUGCAAGGAAAUGGUUCUUUUUGUGUGUGUGGGUUUUUUUUUUUCUUGUUUUUUUUUUAAAAGUAUUUAUUCUGAUAUAUUUUUCUGUACAGGCAGAUACCUUUUAACUGAAACCCACAAUAGAUCCAUAGCAAACAUAGAAGCUAUAAACAGAGUGACUUUUUUUUUUUUUUACUUUUGCAUGCAGUUCAUUCCCAUCUGUAAUCUUCUGUUGCCCUUUAUUUAUUCUCCCUACUUAUUAACCCCUGAUGCUAUGUUCCAUGCUGUCAUUCAUUGACUUGACUUUAAUGCUUUUAGGACAUCAUGGAACUCCUGCAGUUUUGGUGUGAGCAGGGUUAAAUCACUGCUUUCACCAGGGAGCCCCAGGUAUCAGCUGAUACCUUGGCUUUGCCAGCCGAUCAGCACUGCUGGUAAGCAGGCUCUAUUCAUAAUUACAUUGAAUAUAAUUAUAAAAAUAGCCAAUAGAUGGCGUUCACAGAGCACUAACUACAGUUUUAGUUUGGAAACCCAUUUCCUUAAAACAGAAUUGUUGUUAGCAGAGUGUUUCCGUAAGGGUUGGUGUUAGAUACGGUAAGACUUAACGGAGCACUAUAGUGCCAGAAAAACAAACUCGUUUCUCUGGCACUACAGGGAGUGCAGAAUUAUUAGGCAAAUGAGUAUUUUGACCACAUCAUCCUCUUUAUGCAUGUUGUCUUACUCCAAGCUGUAUAGGCUCGAAAGCCUACUACCAAUUAAGCAUAUUAGGUGAUGUGCAUCUCUGUAAAGAGAAGGGGUGUGGUCUAAUGACAUCAACACCCUAUAUCAGGUGUGUAUAAUUAUUAGGCAACUUCCUUUCCUUUGGCAAAAUGGGUCAAAAGAAGGACUUGACAGUCUCAGAAAAGUCAAAAAUAGUGAGAUAUCUUGCAGAGGGAUGCAGCACUCUUAAAAUUGCAAAGCUUCUGAAGCGUGAUCAUCGAACAAUCAAGCGUUUCAUUCAAAAUAGUCAUCAGGGUCGCAAGAAGCGUGUGGAAAAACCAAGGCGCAAAAUAACUGCCCAUGAACUGAGAAAAGUCAAGCGUGCAGCUGCCACGAUGCCACUUGCCACCAGUUUGGCCAUAUUUCUGCAACAUCACUGGAGUGCCCAAAAGCACAAGGUGUGCAAUACUCAGAGACAUGGCCAAGGUAAGAAAGGUUGAAAGACGACCACCACUGAACAAGACACACAAGCUGAAACGUCAAGACUGGGCCAAGAAAUAUCUCAAGACUGAUUUUUCUAAGGUUUUAUGGACUGAUGAAAUGAGAGUGAGUCUGAUGGGCCAGAUGGAUGGGCCCGUGGCUGGAUUGGUAAAGGGCAGAGAGCUCCAGUCCGACUCAGACGCCAGCAAGGUGGAGAUGGAGUACUGGUUUGGGCUGGUAUCAUCAAAGAUGAGCUUGUGGGGCCUUUUUGGGUUGAGGAUGGAGUCAAGCUCAACUCCCAGUCCUACUGCCAGUUCCUGGAAGACACCUUCUUCAAGCAGUGGUACAGGAAGAAGUCUGCAUCCUUCAAGAAAAACAUGAUUUUCAUGUAGGACAAUGCUCCAUCACACGCGUCCAAGUACUCCACAGCGUGGCUGGCAAGAAAGGGUAUAAAAGAAGAAAAUCUAAUGACAUGGCCUCCUUGUUCACCUGAUCUGAACCCCAUUGAGAACCUGUGGUCCAUCAUCAAAUGUGAGAUUUACAAGGAGGGAAAAACAGUACACCUCUCUGAACAGUGUCUGGGAGGCUGUGGUUGCUGCUGCACGCAAUGUUGAUGGUGAACAGAUCAAAACACUGACAGAAUCCAUGGAUGGCAGGCUUUUGAGUGUCCUUGCAAAGAAAGGUGGCUAUAUUGGUCACCGAUUUGUUUUUGUUUUGUUUUUGAAUGUCAGAAAUGUAUAUUUGUGAAUGUUGAGAUGUUAUAUUGGUUUCACUGGUAAUAAUAAAUAAUUGAAAUGGGUAUAUAUUUGUUUUUUGUUAAGUUGCCUAAUAAUUAUGCACAGUAAUAGUCGCCUGCACACACAGAUAUCCCCCUAACAUAGCUAAAACUAAAAACAAACUAAAAACUACUUCCAAAAAUAUUCAGCUUUGAUAUUAAUGGGUUUUUUGGGUUCAUUGAGAACAUGGUUGUUCAAUAAUAAAAUUAAUCCUCAAAAAUACAACUUGCCUAAUAAUUCUGCACUCCCUGUAUAGGGUUAUUAGGUCCCCCCACCCUCACGGCCCCCCUCCCGCUGGGCUGAGGGGUUAAAACCCCUUCAGCCACUUACCUUUCUCCAGCGCCGGGCUCCCUCUGUGCUGGGGAACUCUCCACCCCCUGCUGUCGUUUGAUCCGAAUGCGCAUGCGCGGCAAGAGCCGUGUGCGCAUUCAAACAGCGCAUAUGAAAGCAUUACUCAAUGCUUUCCUAUGGACGUACAGCGUCUUGUGAGAAUCGUGGAAGCGCCUCUAGCGGCUGUCCGUGAGACAGCCACUAGAGCAUGGGUCCUCAAACUCCAGCCCCCCCCCAGAUGUUGCUGAACUACAACUCCCAUGAUUCUCUGGCUAUCUAUGUAAUUCAAAGAAUCAUGGGAGUUGUAGUUCAGCAGCAUCGGGGGGGCCGGAGUUUGAGGACCCAUGCACUAGAGGCUGAAUUAACCCUCAGGGAAACAUAGCAGUUUCUCUGAAACUGCUAUGUUUUCUGCUUCAGGGUUAAAACUAGAGGGACCUGGCACCCAGACAACUUCAUUAAACUAUAGUGGUCCUUUAAUGCUGGGUUUUGCGAUAUGUUUGGUAUAGUGUUUCGGUGGGGUUUGAUAUAUAAGGUUAACGUUACCUACCAGAACAUUUAUUUAGAUCCUAAACAUGUUAGGCAUGUAACAAUCUGGACUGAUAUAUUAAUCUGUUUUGAGUUCUUUUUAUUUAGUUGCACUGGAUGUAUAAACAGUAUUAUAAGCAACAAUGUGAAAAAAUGCAUGUGCCUGCUCCCUCCCAUUAACAUUUUAUUCACGUCAUGGUGUGUUAAUUAUACAUAAAGGAUGUUUAAUGAAGCCGUUUCUGUUCUUUAAACAGAAAUAUGUAAUAUGUAUGGAGGCACUUGUAGAGAAUCCCUUAAAUUACAGUGGAACAAACAGUGCAAAUUCUAGGUUUUGUUUUGGUUUAGAAUAUGGAUAAUAACUUCCAUUCUUAAGGGAUUCAUGAAAUAGUCUUAUAAUACUUUGUUUCAUUUAUUGUUGGCUUAUCUAUAAAAAUCUCUACAGAAUCUCAUAAAACAGCAAAUAUGGGCAGGAAAAUCCACAUCUGUUUUAGCACUCUAAAUGACCAUUUCCUCUGCUGUAGAUGAAAGGGAUCCUAUAGUGCCACGAAUACAAAGCUGUUUUCCUGGCACUAUAGGGCUAAUAGGAUCCCGCCCUCCUGCAGGGCUGAAGGGAUUACAACCACUUCAGCCACUUACCUGAAUCCAGCACCGAUGUCCCUCGGUGCUGGGUCUGCCAGCGGGGAGACCUAAUGCACAUGCGCAGCAAUGGACGCGUGCGCAUUAGACCUCCCCGUAGAAAAGCAUUAUUCAGUGCUUUUUUAUGGGAAAAUCUGGCGCUGGAGGUCCGUGAGGACGUCCAGCAUCAGAUAACAGACCAAAAGUCUGUUCGAUUCUGGAAGAGCCCCCAGUGGCUGUCUGGCAGACAGCCACAGAGGGCAGACUUAGAGCUGCAAUGUAAACAUUGUUCUCUGGAACUGCAAUGUUUUACAUUGCAGCAUUAAGUGCAAAAGGGACACAGCACCCAGACCACCUCGAUGAGCUGAAGUGGUCUGGGUGCCUACAGUGUCCCUUGGGGAAAAAAUAUAUUUUUUCUUAAAUCUCCAUAGAUGGUAUUUUGUCUUUUGUACAUUACUGUUAAAAAAAACAUGUUUUGUUAUGAGAGAGCUGUUUGUGCUGAUCCUGUAUAUAUUUCUGUAUAGUAAAUGCUAUUGGAACAUUUGCUUGGGAGAGUAGUGCAGUGGAGGCAAAUAGAAAAUCAAUUUAUCUUGUCCAGGGGCAACAUCAGCUGUUUGUUCCUAAUUUAAAUUACUUUGUGUGCAUUGUGUUAGCCAGUUGGCUAUUCAAAUUUGCAUGGUUAUUCAUGACACUGUUAACUGUGUGAUAUUCAAAGUAAGAAAAUACAAUGACAUAAAUAUAUUUAAAAAAAAAAAGGGACAAUAUAGUCACCAAAACAACUUUAGCUUAAUGAAACAGUUUGUGUAUAUAGAUCAUGCCCAUGCAGUCUCAUUGCUUAAUUCUCUGCCAUUUAGGAGUUAAAUCACUUUGUUUAUGUAGCCCUAGCCACACCUCCCUGCAUGUUACUUACACAGCCUUCCUAAACACUUCCUGUAAAGAGUCAACUAAUGUUUAUACUUUCUUUAUUGCAAUUUCCUAUCUUCUGAACUGAUAAUAGCUUGCUAGACCCUGCUGGAGCCUCCUGUAUGUAAUUAAAGCUCAAUAUACAGAGCAGGAGAUGACAAUACGUUAUAUCUAAUUGAAAAUGAAACUGUUUUGUUGUCAUGCAGGCUGUGUCAGUCACAGCCAGGGGAGGUGUGUCUAAGGCUGCAUUAACAGAAACAAAAGUGAUUUAACUCCUAAAGGAUUGAGCAGUGAGACUGCAGAGGCAUGAUCUAUACACAAAAACAUCUUAAUUACGCUGACAUUGUUUUUUGUGACUAUAGUGUCCCUUUAAGCAUACUUGCUGCUUCAGUAAUUUUUGUUUUUAUUUUUCAGUGGUUAAAUUUGACAUUCUUUCCGAGGAUUACUCAAAGGUACUGUGUAUUACUCUGCAUCUACCAGAUUCGUUUUCAGAGCUGUGCUUUAUAUAUAAUAGUACAUAUGUUCUUGGGUAAACUACCAGCUAAAUGUCUCCUACAAAUAGAUACAUGUUUUGUAGUCCCCUCUAAUCAGUACGUUGCUGAAAUGCAUGUUCUUGUUAGAAGAAGAUUAACCCAGGUUCACAUUGCUCGAAAAGUAACUAAAAAUGCAAAGUGGACUACAAUACAUUGCUUUGGCAAUUAACUGGUUAACCACGUUUCGACUACUUAACUGGGGGUUUUAUGAUCUACACCUGACCAUUAAGUGUUAAGAGGGAUACUUGUUGAUGCAUUGUCAGCCAGGUACUUCCUUUUGAAAUAAUAAUUGGAUUUAGCUAUGGUACUGCCAUCAGAUGUGGUCAGAUAUUGAAAUUUCAGCAAUAGGCGAUUCAACUCCCAAUAUUUCAAUGUAUCGGUGUAUUCUCUCAAAGCAUCACUCUGUUUACUUCUUUUGUUGCAGGUGGUCUUCCUUCAGUGUGAUCGAUACGUUGAACUUCACUCCCAGCAUGGCCGUUAUUACAGACUCCGGAUACCAAAAUUUGGCAGGGAUUUUGCUUACCAUUACCCGUCCUGUGACCUUUUCUUUGUAGGGGCAAGGUAAUGUCUGCUGUGUGUAGUAUCGCGGGCCAAUUUCUACAAGUGUUUUGCCGUGUUAUAUGAGUAGCCGUAGUCAGGUCAGGGUGUGGAAAACUUAAAUAUAUCUUCAUAGAUUUGAUAUAUACUAACAGACUUCCCAUCCUUAGAGUUUGUGCCUAAAUGAUGUUAAAACACUAGUGAAGGAUAGUUAUAGUUUCAGUAAGUUUUAGUAAGGAGAAAACUUACAAAUAAGGUCUUUCAGGCUAUUUUUGAAGUCACUGUCGUUUUAAUCUAUUUAACACUUUGACGUGGGUUGGACAGGUUUAGGCUCAUCAGCUGUGAGUUAAAACUCCCUUGAUUAUCUUCCAGACCGGGGUGUAAUUCUCAGAAGUUUAAUUAGUGAAGGUUGCCUGAACUUGGCCUAGCCUACACCUCCCAAUGUUAUUAGAGGGCCUGUACGGACAGCUCCCUUAUACUCUGUGCAAAGUCUUAGAUUAGUCUUUUCUGGUAGUGGCUAGCCAUACUGUCCUUGUGGUUUUAGGCUGUCAACAAACUCAUUAACAGGGUCAUUUACUAAAAGGAGAAUGUAAAGUGAAUUUCUGUUUUAAGCUAGUCAAACUGAGAGCUUAGCUGACUAGUUCUCACUUAAAUGAAUAAGCUCUAAGCACCAGUUUAAUUACUGCAGUAUGUUACCCGAAACAAAGUAAAUUUAAUUUGAUAUUGAUUAUUUGUAAAAGGAUCUCGAGCUGUGUUUUGAGAAAGCAUUGCUACACCUGUGAAAAUGAAAUAAACCUAGAAAUCUCAAAAUACAUAGUUUGUGAAUUCACAAUUUCCCUUUGCAAUACGUUCAGUUAGCUGUUCUGUUGAGUUGUGUGCAGACUCUGAAAUAAUUACAUCUAUACAUCACAUCUGCUAUUGGACAUCUAUUGCCAAAAUGUCAGCAUAAUUUGUUCCACUUCUGGGUCUUGUGUUGAUGUGAGUGUUGUGCUCUGCCAGUCCCGGCUGUUUUUAUGUACCGUCUAUAAGGGAGAAAAUGUCUAGCCGAAAACCUCAGAGCUCUUUCUAGAAUCAAAUUAGAACAGAGAGUGAAAUGAUACGUUAAAGAUGCCAAAAAAAAUUAAAUAAUAAUAAUAAUUUAAAAAAUACUAAAUUUUUUAUUUUAUUUUUGUCAACACACUUUUUCUUAUCAUUUUUCCCCAGUAAAAUUCUGAGGUUAUAUAACCGUGUUUUUUUUUUUCUCCCAAAUACAGUUCUGAGAUUUACCGGUUGAAUUUAGAGCAAGGACGUUACUUGAACUCUCUUCAAACAGAAGCCUCGUAAGUACAACUAUGCCUCUCUAUUCUGCAACUGUCACAAUGCGGUUGUGCCACUAGGUGGAGGCAGAGUAUCACAUUCCCUCAUUAUUUAAUUUGAUAUAUAUGUGCAUAUGCAUAUAUACCGUGUUUCUCCUAAUAUAAGCCCUAGUCGUUCGCUAAUCUAUGUUCAGGGAAACUUCCCCGAACAUAGAUUUGCGGUAUUCUGUUAACGAGUAAGCUAAUCUAUGUUUGGGAAAGUUUCCCCGAACAUAGAUUUGCAGGAUACCGUGCCCUAGUAAAAUGGUCUAUGUUUGGGGGAAUUCCCCUGAACAUACACCUGCUUUCUAGCACACAUUUUUCCCCCAAAAUAAGCCCUAGUGCAUUUUUCAGGGGAAAAAAAUAAAAAUAAGACCCGGUCUUAUUUUUGGGGAAACACGGUAUGUAUGUGUGCAACAUGAUUUGUAUUUAGUAAUGAUUUCUUGAUAAUCUUUGUUUUCCUUUACUUUUAGACAAAUUAAUGCUUGUGAUAUCAAUCCAGCACAUCAUUUACUGGCUGUGGGCACAGCAGAGGUAAUUGUGUUUUUUCUUUUGGCCUCGAUUUUAAUAUUUUGGACAAGCUUUUCAAAUGAACACAAUCUUUUAGAAAAACAUUUCAAAUGAUUUAUCUGCAAAAAUUCCCCUUGACCCUAAUGAGGGUUUCUGUAGAUAAAUAAUUAGAAUUUUUUUUUUUUUUUCCUAACAGAUUGUGAUCAUUUAAAAAACGUAUCCAAAAUAAUUAAAUCAAGGCCUAUGUUGCCGGUUAUCCGUAUACAGAGCAGUUCUUCUGAAAAACCCAGAAAUGUUGCUGAAAUGUUUUUUUUCCUCCUUGAGCCGUUGUUAGAGAUAGUUAUUACAUUUCUGAUCAGUGGACUGACAAUUGUCUUAUUUAUGUUAAAGAACAAUCACUGCAUGUAAAUGCUAUAUAAACAUUGUAUUUAAGGAGUUAAAAACUACUCUCUACAUUUGUGUUCAUAUAUGAAUUAAAAAUGAUUGCAAACUUUUGACACUGUAAUGCUCAGCUUCUAAUGGGACUGGUUAAAAAAAUCAUAGUGUACAGUAUAUUUAUUUUAGAUUCUUUAUCUGUAUAUUUCUGUUCCAUUGCUUUUCUUUCUUUAUAUAUAUAUAUAUAUAUAUAUAUAUAUAUAUAUAUAUAUAUAUAUAUAUAUGUGUGUGUGUGUGUGUCUUGUAUCGGACCAUUCUUUUCUCAGUUCUUUAUUCUAACUGGUAUUAUUCUGAUCUCGCUCAGGGUAAAGUUGAAUGCUGGGAUCCAAGGACAAGAAGUAGCGUAGGCGUUCUGGACUGUGCUUUGAGUAGUGUAACGGAAGACACAGAGUAAGUUGUUGUUGUGUUUUUUUGUUUUUUUUAAAAUAAAGUUUCCAUAACCCUUAGCAUGCCAUAUAGGUUACACACACAUCUUCAAGCUGAUAGACAGCACAUGAAAAGUGUGAAGCAUGUAGCAUUCAAAUGCUGUGGGAUUCCUCUUUGAUCUAUACUGACAGCGUACUUCUGAGCAGCUCUUUGCUUGUUUGCCCAUCAGUACGUAUAGAAAAAUAUGGUGGAUCUGGCUUCAAUUUGCCUGAUGUUAGUAUCGAAGGUUAGAUCUAUACCCUCUGUUACUGGUGAGAAAUGUACUAUUGUCUUUUAGAUUCUGAUUUUGUCCACCACUCAAUAAAGCCAUAACUAAUUAGACAUUGAGCAAAUAACCACUAUAGCGUUUACAGUGCAGGCGUUCUGUAAACAACCUAAUCAGUAAAGCAAGUUACGAAGCUAAAAGAAAUACAUAAUCCCUUCGAAAGUUCUUAAAACAUUACUCCUCAAAUAGAGGCAAGUGUAUAUUAGUUGAGAGCAGUUGUGUUUGCUAAAUAAAAUUAAAAACAAUAUAUAUUAGGGGAAAGAAAUUCCCGGUCUGGCAAACCAUCCCCAUCAUAUCAUAUACCCAGAUGAUAUAUUAAUUUGAAGACAGCUAUCUUUUUCUGUAGCCCUAAAUAUUCAUAGUUGAUGUUAUUUAGGGGUUGUAAUAAUUGCUCAAUGUUUUUGUCUUAUUUUAGUUUUUUACGCAUGCUUUCCAUAGUCUAUUAUGUUAAAAGUUGUUAAAACAAGUAUAGCUGGCUGUACUGGAGUUGUCAUUUCUGUAGUCAGAUUUGUGACCACUACAUUAAUCUUAAAAAAAAUCAAUAAAAAAAAAAAAAAAAUCAUGGUGGUACAAGGGAAUUUUAUUUUCAUUUAAAACCUCAAUUAUUUUUAUUUAAUUUUUUUCACCAAAUCUGCAUAUUGCCAUAGAUUUUCUUCUUUCUAGGAUGUGCAGGCUAUUUUUAUGUGUGUCAUAUUCAUUUGUUCUAAUUUUUCAAGAAAUAAUUGUCAGAUGUCGGUUCAUUUUGUUAAUAAACAGAGUAUAUGACUUUUAUAUAUUAAUGGAACAAUCUAAUUUAAAAAAAUAAAUUUCAUUUUUUUAAUUGGAGGAUUCGAUUACUUGCCUCCUCCACUUGCAUUCCAUCUUUGAAACCAAUAAUAAACUAUUAGACUCCCCUUUAUUCAAGCUCCAGUAGAGUCUAGGUCAGGAAAGGGUACAGGGAAGCAGUGCCUUCUGGGUGUUCUCAAACUCGUAUGGUGGUGAGUCAGAAGGGAAAAUAUGAAAAUAGAAUAUAAUGUAGUAUAUUCUAUAGGUGGUGAGGUAAAAUAAGAAAAAUGACACUUAAAAUUUUUUUUCUGGAGUUUAUGUUCAGCUCCAGAUAUAUGUGCUUGGGCGGUAUGAUACCCAGCUUGGUUCCUUGUAGAUGGUAGGUCAGGGUCAAGGACCAGUUAAAGUGUUGAGCAUUCACGGGUAUUUCCCUCCAAAUUUCAGUGUCACAGAUAUUCAUUAACCACAUAAAAGGAAAAUUAGAAAUGGGGCGGGGCUUGAUGCCAUGCUGAUCAGAUGCAUGGAACGGGAGCUCCUUACAAAUCUUGCUUUUUAGCAUUUAAUCUUGAUACCCAUACAUACCUUAUUCCUCUGGUGGCUACAUGAUAGCACCUGGGAUCGACAGGGAACCUUUCGGUAGCACUCUUGCUGUCGGUGGCUGUGGGGCUCCAAGCAACUAACAUUGCGGCCUGGUGUUGUUCCAACCGAGAGGAGCGGCCGACCUCGGCGGAAUUGCACUGGCAUCCUAGGCGGCAAGUCCUGUUUCUUCCCCCAUCUGGACCGGUGGGGGUUAUCCGGGCACCCAGACAAGAAUCUCAGACAAGAGUUUAGAAGUAACACUCUCCUGCAAUGGCGGAGGCCGCAUGGCCCCCAACGCUGACACUGGCAAUAUACUCACCCGGUUGGAAAAGCUCGCAUCAAGGUCCCUUGAAGGCAUCCACGGCUCCAAAAAUGGCGAAAGCUCCCACACAGAAGCAGAGUACAAGGCGCACCUUGCCCAAACGUAGGAUGGUGCAAAGGCCUGUCCAGCGGCUGCCUAAGUACACUCAUCAAUGGGAAGCACAGAGGCCCUCUGACGCUGUAUACCCAAGACUACCGCAAUACCUGUACCUACCAGUCGGAAGCCUCCUGUCCCACCUAAAACGUGGAAUUGGGUGAAAGAGUGUGGGGGAACCAGCAGACUCCUGGCUUGCUAUGACAAUCUGGCCAGUAUUGGCAACAAGCCAGUUCACAUACUCUGUGGUGGACUCCUGUCUUAUACUAAGCUUAGUUCUUAUGUUGAUAUAGCACACUUUUAAACCCCUCUUUAAGCUUUUACAGAUUUAUAUGUUUUGUUGCAUUAAUUUUACACUACUUGUUCCUCAACUUUUCAAACUCAUGCUGAAACACAUCCUGUUUUCUUGAUCAUUACUUAACAAAAAAUAUGUGCCACGAUUCUCAGUGUAAUACCUAUGUUAUACUUUGAUAUGCAUGCGCCUGUCUCUGCUGUCUUGGCAUUGCAGGUACUCUUGUUCCUCUCAGCACAUUUAAAAUAAAGAAUUAUAAAGUGAAAAAAAAUGAGAAUAAAAAGAGAAAAAUAGUGCUCUUUGUUUUGUUCUUGUAAAAGCAUAAUAAAAGGAGGUAUACUCACAUAAGGAGAGUUGUUUUUUUUUCCCCAAUCCCGUGUAGCGUAGGUGGUGUCCUUCCCACCAAGGAUGUAAAAAGUGUGGCUCCUCCGGAUAAAAUAUUCAGGGAUAAAAUUGUAAGGUUUAAAAAAACAAACAAAAAAAAACCUAGUUCUAUUUAAAACACUAACACGUUUCACCCAAAAGGGCUUCGAAUCAUCAUUACUUAUGGGUUUUAUGCAAUCAGGUGCUUCUCACAGUGAAGCAUUGCACAUGUGCAGCACUCUCCUUGAUUCCGCAUCAAUGGUUCUUUAUGAGAAGCACUCACAGUGUCUUGUUUACUGCCGAGAGGUGUUAAUAAGUGGAUAUUUCAUAAACCAGGGGGAUAUGCAUUUAACCCCUAAAACACUUUAACAACUGAAGUUCUUUAGGGUACGGUACUAGUGUCUGUUUAAGGGCAAGUUUUUUUUAAUAGGUAUAGGGAUUUAACAUAACUAUGUAGUUUAGAUGGUUAAAACAUUGUUUAUUACUAUUAUAGUUUGCUUAAAUAAAAGUAGAGUUUUGUAACUUUGUGUAUUCAUGAAGGUUGGUAAAUAAUAAUAUUUUGACUUUUGUGAGAGAAAAUUUUGACUAUUAUUGCUGACUAGAACUCUGUCAGGGUCACGUUCCUCCUCUGAGAUUAAUGCUCAUUAGAUUUUUCUUUCUUGGCUAUAAUACACCAGGGUCGGUAAAAAUCCGAUUUCUUUUCAUUUAAAUCAGUUUGUUUUUGGGGUUUUUAAAAUAAUUGCAUUUAAAGGAAAAUCGAUUUAAGAUACAUUAUAGUCCAAAUGUUAUUCUGUAUGAAAUAUGGAUUAGUUAUGUAGCAGGAGGAUGUAUAUUUGUGCAAUAUUUGCAUUACUGUUAAAUGAAUUCCAUUAAUCGAACUUCUGUCUGUAGAGAUAACAAGCAUUUUUUUUUUACAGCAAAAACGUAAAUGUAAAAUACAACGUUCAGAAAAAGACAUUAUAUACACACAAUCAGCACCUUUUAAUUUAAGUUGUUUUCAAAACAUGAGUGAUUAAUGUAUUAAAGUGGAGAUGCUUAACUUUGCAAUCAUUUCAUUAUUAUCAGUGUAUUUCUAAAGAAAUCUGUUCUGAUAUAACAAACUUAUCUGAAAAGUUGUUAAAUAGGAAAACUUCAUCUGGUUGCAAAUAUAAAAGAUUAUGACAUCCAACAAGAAUGAGUUUUUACGUUUACAAAAAAAUAUAAUUAUUAAAUAAAGUAUUGCUGACUAGGGCUUUAAAACGACUAGUUGUAAUACAAAUCCACCACUGUAAGAGCUUUCCAGAGAGUAAAAUCGUUCUUGAUUUUUGUCCAUUUAUUGUCUUUUAGAAUCGAAGGUUUACCAGCAGUAUCAGCCUUGAAGUUUAGUGGACCGUUGCAUAUGGCCGUUGGCACAUCAACUGGACAGGUGCUUACAUGGAUCAUACAGAUUCUUACACUCUGCUUACUACUCUUGUCGUGGAGGAACCCCUCUCACAGACAUCUCUGCUAUUUAAAUUCCUUUUCUGACCAUUUCUGUUUCCUCCAAUUCCUGCCCUAAUUCAGUUCUCUCUGUCCCCAUUCUUAUGGUGCUGCUGUUUUGAUUGUAAUUGUCAUAUGAGCGUCUUGCAUGCUACCAUUAGCAUGGGUUUUAAUGUUAAUAUUGUAAGAGAAAAACCACAGCUAGAAUAGGUAAUUAGUUACAAUAGGUAAUAAUUAACACCAGGAACAAACUUCCAGAAAAUGACAUAGCAGUGAGAAAUGGGGCUUGUAGUCUGUGCGUGGGGACAGGUAGGUCUCUGUUCAGCCUUUAUGAAUUGAGAUCUGUUUGAAGUGAAAUGUUGCAAGGUCAAUAAUAGGACUUUGAGCAAAGCAUUUUGAAAUUAAUGAGAGUGGCUGCCUAUUUUAUUUGCAAGUAGUGCAAAUAUUUAUUUAUUCUAAUAGGUUUCAUUUUUAGUAGUAUUCGUGGCCAGAUGGUAUAAUUGUCCUUGGGUUUUAUUUGCACAUUCAAAGAAUUACAUAUACACAUAUAGGCACAAUUUAAGGUAAAGGUCAUUGACCUAUUUAAAAAAAAAAAAGGAAAGUUGGUUUUAUGUUUUUUUUUUUUUUUUCAUUUUACUUUGUCAAGUUUUUACUAUUUUGCUUCCUCCUUUCUCCAUCAGGUUCUGAUUUAUGAUCUCCGCUCCAGUCGUCCAAUGAUUGUAAAGGAUCACCAGUAUGGAUUACCUAUUAAAUCUAUACAGUUUCACGAGCCUUUAGAACUAGUUAUAUCUGCCGACUCGAGGAUUAUCAAGAUGUGGAACAAGAAUACUGUAAGACAUGUCCAUGUUUCACUGUAUUUUGGCCAGUCACUUCAUGGCACCAAGUAUUCUACUAAUACCAUAUCAUGGAACUUGUGGUGCUUUCAUGAAAACGUUGGUCACCACCAGACUCACAUAAACAUGGAGCAUUAAUGCUUCACCUUUCAUCUGUGAAGAGCGAGAGACCGGACAACAUAGAAACAAAGAAUGUGACGGCAGAUAAGAACCAUUCGGCCCAUCUAGUCUGCCCAAUUUUCUAAAUACUUUAAUUUGUCCCUGGCCUUAUCUUAUAGUUAGGAUAGCCUUAUGCCUAUCCCACGCAUGCUUAAACUCCUUUACUGUGUUAACCUCUACCACUUCAGCUGGAAGGCUAUUGCAUGCAUCCACUGCCCUCUUAGUAAAGUAAUACUUCCUGAUAUUAUUUUUAAACCUUUUCCCCUCUAAUUUAAGACUAUAUCCUCUUGUUGUGGUAGUUUUUCUUCUUUUAAAUAUAGUCUCCUCCUUUACUGUGUUGAUUCCCUUUAUAUAUUUAAAUGUUUCUAUCAUAUCCCCCCUGUCUCGUCUUUCCUCCAAGCUAUACAUGUUAAGAUCCUUUAACCUUUCCUGGUAAGUUUUAUCCCACAAUCCAUGAACCAAUUUAGUAGCCCUUCUCUGAACCCUCUCUAAGGUAUCAAUAUCCUUCUGAAGACACGGUCUCCAGUACUGCGUACAAUACUCCAAGUGAGGUCUCACCAGUGUUCUGUACAAUGGCAUGAGCACUUCUCUCUUUCUACUGCUAAUACCUUUCCCUCUCCCUAUACAAUUAUGUCACAGGCUUAGACUUGGGUGAAUAGCUCUUUCCUUUGUCUCACUAUAAUCACACUUACACUUGUGGUUGGUUUUAAGUUGAUUAAUUACGUAUUUUAUUCGGUGCUAAUCAUUCCUAGUAUUGAUUUUGGGAUAAUGUGUGAGCUAUAUGUCUAGUAAAUAUUCCUCUGCACUAACUUUAGGUUAUUUUUCUCCUUAAGGGCAAAAUAUUUACUUCAAUUGAACCAGAGGCAGAUGUAAAUGAUGUGUGUAUUUAUCCUGACUCAGGUGAGACUACAUGUGCAUAACAGGGAAAAAUAAUUAAAUAUAACGUAGCUUGGUCAAGAGGAUCUGUAGGUAAUUGCUAACGGAAGUCUGAGUGACUUGGGAUGUAGAGGAUCAGCUGAUUUAGAACAUAUUCGGUUAGAGUAGGAUAGAACCUGACAGAGGGGAAAGGUGUUGGUUGGUCAUGGGUCAAAGCUUGAUUAACACGUUAGUGUAGAGUUUGAUAAGUCGAAGGAGUCUUAAACAUGGAAGAUGAAUAAUUUAGAGUAUUGGUUUCUUUUUUUUUUUUUGAUGAUCAUUGUAAUAUGAAUUUCUUUAAAAACAUUCCUUAUAUAUUUUUAUGUAUGAUGUGAAAUUACUGGUAAGCUGUCUGUUCUAACUAUGAUCUGUGUUAUUGUGUAUCGUCAGGAAUGUUAUUUACUGCAAACGAGGCCCCUAAAAUGAAUGUAUAUUAUAUCCCGGUAAGUACCUGUGAUUUCAUUGUGUGCUUGGGAAAGUUCUUGGUGGGUUGUAGCCUCCGAUUUGUUUGAUAUAAUAAUCUGUAUUUCAUUUUUUUAUUAUUGUUUACAAUCUACCAUUGGCAUGGCUAGUGUACAGUUUAGUCACUGAAAUUAUAGAGGAUCUGACUUGUUUUCCUACAGACACACAAAAUGUAGAAAAAGCUAAAUAAAAAAAAAAAAAAGAAUUUUAUUAAAUGGAUACUAUAGUGGCAGGAAUGCAAAGCUGUAUUCGUGGCACUAUAGCUCCCAGUAAGUACCCCUCCCCUCCCGCUCCAGUGAAUAAAUUGUUAAAACUCCUUUAACCCCGCCUGCCAAUGUCCUUCGGUGCUGGGUCGUGGCUCAGUGUCCUCUGAUGCCGCUCGGGCAUUGGGCCCACCCCAUAGGAAAGCAUGCCUUUUCUACGGGGAAAUAGCUGACACUGGAUGUCCUCAUGCAGAGUGUGGGGACAUCCAGUGUCAGCGGACAUUCCAGAAGCGCCUCAAGACCUAGAGGCUGUCUCAGUGCUGCAAUGUAAACAUUGCAGUUUGUCUAAAACUACAAUGAUUUACAUUGCAGCACUCAGUGCAAUAGGGACACUUCAGUUGAAUUAACUGAAGUGGUCUGGGUUCCUACAGUGUCCCUUUAAGUGUGUACGCAGGACAUAUUAGAGUAUAACUAGCAGCUUUGACAUGCUGUGUCACGAAACCUACUGAAACAUUGAAAAAAGUUUAUUCAAACCUAAGGUGUUGAGUUUGCAAUCCCAAAUAAAAUGUUUAGCUGAGUGACCAACCUCACCACAGUUUCUUUAUUCAAACAUCACACACUUAAUAUGUAUCAUCACAGUAUGUAUGGACAUGCAUGCUGCAAUGUAUUUAAAAGAAGAGUGGGUGUUUUUCCUCCAGAAUCCACAGUUACAUAUAAUAAUGACGAACCUGAUUUAGAACCCAAAGGAUGUGCCAACUGCUGGUGAAAACUUAAUUACGCAAAUUAUAUCUGGGAGAGAAGAUGGAGGGCAGUGGGACUUAAAAUAGUUAUUUUCAUGUUUAUUAUUUUACUUUUGUUUGUGCUUUUCCCCCGCAAUUGUCUCUUGUCCAAAGAUUGUUUAACCCCGUUGUGGCAAGUGAUUUGCCAAAGCCAUUCAUUUAAAGGUCCUUGGCUAAUAAGGAAUUAACAAAAGUUUUGUCAUUUAGUUUUCUUACAAACUGAGAAUGCUGGAUGACCAGUUCGGAUUCCUCUUACUACGUGUGCUACCAUACAUUCUUUGUAUAAUUUGGUUUAUUAUGGGGUCACAUUAGCUGUACAACAUGUGACUGAUCCGGGUUUUCGAACCGGGCAAUGCCAAAUAUGUGGGUUGCACAUUAGUAUUUAAAUGCCAUUUGUCUAUUUUGACAUUGCAAUCAGCAACAAUGGUAUUUAAUUAAUUGUAUACUCCUUUGUGUGUUCCUUACUGGUGAUGCUUUGUGCUGCACACCAUCAAACAGUGCACACAUUGUUUUCAGGGAUCCCGUGUUAAACUAGACUGCACACUAAAUGUAGUUUGUUUCCACGAUUAAAACCUGUGAUGGAAGCUUUGCAGCCCAUUACUGGUAUUAAAUCUCACAUUGGCAUGUGUCUGGUUUUUCCUCUGUAUAGCGUUUGGGCCCCAGCUUCCCCACCCCAGCAUGUUGGUCUAUAAAAUCUAGCUCUUCACACCAAAGAUGUUAGGCACUUUAUUGUUUUCACAGCAAUAAGCACAUCCUCCUGCUAAAACCAUGUGGAACACCUGCAGUGUCCCUCGGAAUCUGGCUGUGACGGCGAACCAGACAUAGGAAGUGUUGGGAAAUUUAGGGAAAUAUACAGACAUUUAAACUGUAACCAUGCAUGGCUUUUUGGGUGUGUGUCGAACAGUCUCAACAGGAUGCCCCAUUAAUGAUCAGUGACUUUAUACUGAUAUAAUUACAGCCUUGACAUGAAAGGGCAUGUGUGUUGAGGCCUGUUUUCCCUUUAUUUAAGCCUUUUAACGUCAUCAGCUACGGUAACUAGCGUCAGGGGAAAAUCAGAAUUUGGAAUGUUGUUACCUAGAAUUAAGCAGCUGCUUUGGAGUAAUUCAUUUUUAUUGUUUCAUUAUAGUGGCAUGUGAUUGUAAAUAAUAUGGAAAAAUACUAUAUAUGUUGUAUUUGCAAACAGUGGCUUUCCCGUGGGAUUUGGUCCAUGGCACACAGCCGCUUGCAAAGUAUUUGCUGGUAGCUGUUUUUACCAGGACAGCUGUGCUAAACCUUGCCAAAAUCAUGUUCUUGCUGCAAUUUCACAUUGUUGUCUUCCCACUCUGAAGUUACUUAUUUGCCUUUUUUUUUUUUUUUUAAAUCUGUUCAUUAGGUUAGUGGAGCUUUCAAGAUAACAAUGUAGCAAAUAAGAAAAAUAAAAAGUAAAAUUUAUCUUGACUCAAUUUUAUUACCUCUUGGCAUACUGUAUGGUGUUUCUUAAAGAAACACAGAAUAAGCCCUGUGCCCCUCACCCUAUGGGAAGAAGCCCCCGUACCCGAGUUGCCGCAUGGCUAAUGUGGAAUGAAUGUGUCUGCAUUAAUAUUGUCAGUUUCAUCCAUGCUCUAAGCCUCUAAUUGCUGUCCAACUGUGGAUGAAGUUAAUAUUGCCAAUAGAAAAGUGUAAAAUCUACCUGAGCAAUACAAGCUUUUUCCAGGCAUCUCGUGAACCCCCAUUUUUAAUCAAACCACUGUAAAAUCCUUUAACACGGGGAAAAAAAAUAAACAAUAAACCCUCAAAAAAAAUACUCCUAACACACACACACACAAAAAAAUACUCCUAGCAUCACCACCUCCGUGAAUAUCAGACCCUUUCAAGGUCACUACAGUUAUGCAAGACCAUUGAACGAUAACACACAGCAGAGAGACCCACCUACAUACCUACCUACCCGUAGUUCUACAAGUCUAUGAUGGCUAGGAAAAAUAUUUACCAUGUCUGUGCGCAGCCUGCAGCUUCUAUUGAUAUUCUGUAGUCAGGUGUUGCGUGCUGAGAUAUUUUAAGGUUUGGCUAGAAAUGAUUUAUUUUAUGCCUCGUGAAUUGUUUGAAUUCCAUAGUGAUUUUUAGCAGUCCUAUUGCACUUAUUAUACAUAUAAUGUCUAUUGACUAAGGGUUUCUUUUGAAUAGUUGCACCAAAACAAACAAUAACGUCUCUCCUGACGGUAAAUCUACCCAUCUAUUUAUGGUAUUUUCUAUAAUGUGUUUACCUUGUGCUCUUUGUUUUGUAUCUUAGAUCCUUGUUACUGUAAUAUGUAGAAUGAAAGAUAGCAGGUUUCUAGAUAAUCGUGUGUGGGCAUAAGUAAAUACCGAAAUACUGUAUUUUAAGUAAUUCCAAAGUCAUUUCACCAAUUAUCGGAAACCAACCCUUUUUUCCUUUUCUUGUAAUUAUGGCCUUUGUUUGCCAAGAUUUCUGAAUGAUUAAUCUUCAGAAGUCUGCGAUGCUUUCAGUUUUGGCUACUCUAAAUUUGAAAUGAAAUCACUUUGAAUUCUCAGUUUACUAAAUAACCCUGGUCAUAUGUGAUUAAUUAUAUGUAAUACACUAAAUAGCCACAACAUUAUAACCACUGGCAGGUAAAAUGAAUAACAUUGGGAAUAUAUUAGGCAUUAAGUGAUCAGUCAGUUCAUGAAUUUCAAGUGUUGGAAGCAAGAAACAUGGGCAAGCAAAAAGAUCUGAGUGACUUUGACAAGGACCAAAUAGUGAUGGCUGGGUCAGAGGAUCUCCAAACUGGCAGUAUGCAGAGGUUAGUACCUAUCAAAAGUGGUGCAAAGAAGGACAACUGGUGAAUUUAAUGUAAGGGUCGUGGGCGCCCAAGGCUCAUUGAGGCACGAGGUGAGCAAAGGCUGUUCCUAUCACACAGAAGAGCUGAAAAUUGUACUGGCAAUGAUAGAAAGGUGUCAGAACACACAGUGCAUCAUAGUUUGCUGUGUAGCUGUCGACCGGUCAGUGCCAACGAUGACCCUUGUCUGCUGCCGAAAGCGCCUACAGUGGGCAUCUGACGUCAGAAUUUGACCAUGGGACAAUGGAAGAAGGUUGCGUUGUCUUAGAAAUCACAUUUUCUUUUAGAUCAGGUGGAUGGCCACGUGCUUAUGCGUUGUUUACCAGAGGAAGAGAUGGCAUCAGGGUGCAUAAAGGGAAGAAGGCAGACUGGCGGAGGCAGUGUUAUGCUCCGGGCAAUGUUUUGCUUGGAAACCUUGGGUCCUGGCAUUCAUGUGGAUGUUACUUUAACACGUACCAGCUACGUAGAGAUUGUUGCAGGCCAUGUACAUCCCUUCAUGGCAAUGGUGUUCCUUGAUGGCAGUGGCCCCAUUGAGCAGGAUAAUGCACACUGCAAAAAUUGUUCAGGAAUGGUUUGAGGAAAAUGACAAACCAUUUACGGUGUUGCCUCCAAAUUUCCCUGGAUCUCAAUCCGAUGUGCAGGAACAACAAAUCCGAUUCAAUGAGGCCUCACUUUGCAACUUGUGGGACUUAAAGGAUCUGCUGCUAAUGUCUUGGUGCCAGAUAUCACUGGACAUGUUCAGAUGUCCUGGGGAGUCCAUGCCUUGAUGUUAUGGCAGCAUGAGGGGGGCCUACACAAUAUUAGGCAGGUGGAUUUAAUGUUGUGGCUGAUGAGUGUAUGUGAUGUUAUGAACACAUCAGAAACUCUUGUGCUACUUUUUCCACAUUUGCGGUUUCUCUCGUUUCCUGUCUUCAAUUCUCUUUUAACCCCUUAAGGACACAUGACAUGUGUGACAUGUCAUGAUUCCCUUUUACUCCAGAAGUUUGGUCCUUAAGGGGUUAAAGAAUUGUAAAUGCAUGGUAAGGAAUAUGCUUUCUUCCUUACAACUGUGGGUUAAGCUGGUAAACUGAUCCAAUAUGAGAGACAGCCAGUUGUUUGAAUUGUAAACAACUGCAAUGCUGAUUGUGUGGAAGAAAUCGAGAUUGACAGGGCAACUUAAAGGGACACUUCAGAUGCCUAAAGCAGUUUAAUUUGCUGAAGUGCUUUAUGUGUGAAGAGUGUGUCCUUUUUUUUUUUCAUUUUACAAAAAGUGCAGAUUUCAAUAUAAAUUGUCACUUUUAGAAAAUCAUAUUGUAAUUACCCCUUGGCUGUCAAUCAGACAACUGGUCCUGUUACUUCCUGGUUUGAUUAGCUCAGUGGAACUAAAUAUAAGAGGCAGUGAUUGCCCAGAGCACCUGCCUUGGAAAGACUUCUCAUUGAGCUGCAUUGGGAAGGCUGUGAUUGGACAGACACUGAAAGCUUUUACAAGUGAUUUGUAGAUAUAACCCAAUGAAAAAAUGUAUAAUUAUAUGCAUGUAUGUUUUCAUUGGGGGGAUAUCUACUUAAUAGUGCUUUAUUUUUUAAAUAAUAUCCUUUAACUCACCUUUGUACUAACACAAUAUCAAACCCAUUGUCGCAUGCUGCCACUUCAUCUCAUGAAAGCCCAAAAACCUAGACAAAAACCCACUAGCAAUAUUAGCGAUAUUACACCAUAUCAUAUGACUUCUUAGAAACCUGAUGAGUGAAUAAUAUCUAGGACACAGUGUGAGCUGAAUAGAUUUACACCUGCUUUAGGCUUGAAAGUAUGGGAUUCCCCUGGGUUCGACAUUGUGACGAGCAAUGUUUAAACUUGCAUUUUUUUCAUUUGGACAUGAGACUAAAUUAAAAUUAGACACCGAUCCUGUUACAAUCUAUCAUAACUGAAAAAUCUGAAAAAAGUUUAGGGAAGUGUGAGUUGGACUCACUCUGGCAGUCAGACGUGUGAGAUGAAGGAAGCUGUCAAUCACCUGUUAAUGCCAAGAUGUGUCGCCAACUCCAAAUGCCAUCCUUUUUAUGACCACUGGACGUGCUAAGCUGUGAAUGAUAAUGAGGGCCCAGAGGAAAGCAUGUAAAAACAGAGGAAAGCAUGUAAAAACAUUAACAGCUUUUUUGUUUUAUGAGACUGGAAACAUGUGCAUCCUAAAGUAAUGCAAAUAACAAAAAAAUAUAAAAUAAACCCUGGUGACAGGAAAUCCAUGUGGUUUCCUUUUAGAUAGUCAGGAGGUAAGGAGUUUAUAUAUAGAAAGAUACUUAUUUAUAUAUAAAAAAAAUCCUCUUUAUCAAAACCAAUAUGAAAAGAGGUCAAGUCUUCUUUUAACCACCUUUAUUGGACAAAUGUAUCCCAAAAUUGCUAGCUGUGUGACACGGUGUGUAUGAAAAUUCUGUUUUUUGGCAGGUGACGUGUAACAUAGCUAGGGCUGAUGUGUCUGCUUACCUACCUGUACAUCAAUAUGCAUUUUGUUUCAUGGAUGUUAUAGCUGCUAUGUAUAUACAUUGAUGUGCGUGAGGAGCUGCAAUGAGACAAGUGGUAGUGUGGUCGGGACUGUGUGUAUCUAUUGCACGUUGACCUGAAAGAGCUAAGAGAGAGCAAGAGGGUGUCUGUAAUGAGUUCGUAUGUUCUUGUUUUUAAUUGCAGACACUUAGGGACACAUGACGGACAUAUUCCGUCAUGAUUCCCUUUUUAUUUCAGAAGUUCUGUCCUUAAGGGGUUAAAGCUGCUUUUUUAUUCUUAAAUAAUAAGAUGCGAUAACUUUCCCUCAGUAAUUCAGCUUUCCUUUACAGGUGCAGUUAGCUUAUGUUUACCAUGGGUAUUUUAUCAUAUAGUAUUGUUUUCUUUUUUCAACACGAUGUAUAUUAUUACACCCACUCUGGGUCUGUUUGAGACGUGAAGGAAGCCUGUGAUGUCUGAAUCUAGUUUCACGGAAAGUCAUGCCUGCCUUAGCUGUCAAGGCAACUACACAGUUACAUUUCAGACAGCAACUUUCUGAUUGGAACUCUGAUCAGCAGCUUUAGAUACGGUGUAUAAUAUCUAAGAAGUAGGUCACAGUGUCUUCUGGGUUUAUUAUACUUUUUGUUGCUUUCCUUCCAACCCAGUGUGUACACUGCCUACAUUUUCUAGUGUGUUUCUAAGCCGUUCAUUGUAAAUGUUUAUCUCCCCUUUCACUGUAGCAAAAGCCCAUGCAGAUAAAAGUACACGAGCGGUUCUGAGCACAUUGCAGGACUUGUAUGCAAGCUGCAAAUAUGUCUUCUCAUGUGAUAGCAUUUUAGAUCCAUGCUUGACAAAUUGCAAUAUUAUUGAUCCAAUAUAAGCACUUAAAAUAGCUAUCCCUAAGUUUUGGUGGUGUAAUACAAUGUUUUAACUUUAUAUCCAAGGUUUAUUCAUUAUAGACAGAAUCUUGUAGUUGUAGGGUUCUAUUUAACUUUAUUAUAUGAUAUCUAAGAACUGGUAAGCCUGCUCCUGUAUCAACGAAAAGGAAACCGCCUCUGGAAUUCUUCUUGGUCACAGCAAAAUAUUACGCAUAUCUGGAGGUUUAAAUGUUGUCUCUGAUUAAGCAAAAAAAUGUUUUUAUUUUUUAAGGCUUUGGGACCUGCACCCAAGUGGUGUUCAUUCUUGGAUAACUUAACUGAAGAACUGGAAGAAAAUCCAGAAAGCACAGUAUAUGAUGAUUAUAAGUUUGUUACCAAAAAUGAAUUAGAAGAUCUUGGUGAGUCUCUUGUCCGGUUGCAUUAUUAUUUCUUACCUUAACGAACAAACCUGUAUUCCUGACACUAUAGUGUUAAUUGUUAAACCCACUAUUUAUGUCCCGGCCUCCCUGUCUGAGCAGUAAACAGGGGUUUAAUUCCCCCCAUAUUGCAGAUUCUCGCCUUUGGCACUAUACCAUGAGAAUAGGAUAUAUACUGUAACAGUGCUGCUCAAUGAGAACACACGCUCACUUAGCAUGAUAGCUACCCACCUACACCUCGUGCUGCUCAUUUGUAUUGCUUUCUUUACUCGGUCACUUAGUAUGUUCAUGCAGUAAAUCCGUCCUUUAUAUGUCCUGCUUUCUGUUUUAUUCUUCUCACAGGACUUGGUCACCUGAUUGGUUCCCAGUUGCUUAGGGCGUACAUGCAUGGAUAUUUCAUUGAUAUACGGUUAUACCACAAGGUAAGUAGCCUUAACAGUUGUUAUAUAGAUGUCUAUGUAAUUAUUAUUUCAACUCUCUAUUUUCCCUUUGUUUCUGUUAUUUGGUGUUUUUACUUGGAAUUUCAAAGUAUUGCAAUUCCCUCUUGGAUCAAUCUCUAAUUUGGUAAAGGCAAAAAAAAAAAAUGAGCUACCCACUCAUGCCAAACACGACAAACUUCUUGUCGGCCCCGACCACGCGGCCUACAAGCCUGGCAAGCACGGGGUAGACGGCCGCUCUCCCGCCGCUGCAAUCAACGAAGACUCUUGGAAAGGGCACCCGUUCCCCCCCUCGGACCGGUGGGGGUUAUCCCGCUCCACAUGGAGUCAAACAUAAACAUAAACUCACCGCACAAAAUCGCUUGGUGGAAGCAGCACCCACGCGGUCCAAGAUGGCAGCAGACAACCCAGCUACUCAGCAUGGUGAAGGGGUACCUGCCCCGGACUGGGAGACUCCGUUCCUGAUGGCCUUCGACAACAUCUGCCGGCAGUUUUGGAGGAGAGUGGAGGCACGGAGUCGGCAACCGACUACACCCGCUCCCAUAACGCAAUCGACGGGCAGAGCUGUGGCACCCCACUCCCAAGCGGAGGAUCAAGACGCUGGCAUCUUCUCGCUGUGAUUUUCACAGUGAGAAGCACACAAACGCCUCUAGCGGCUGUCAAUGAGACAGCCACUAGAGGCUUUAGAGGAUGGAUUAACCUAUUUAUAAACAUAGCAGUUUCUCUGAAACUGCUAUGUUUAUAAAAAAAAUGGGUUAACCCUAGCUGGACCAGGCACCCAGACCACUUCAUUAAGCUGAAGUGGUCUGGGUGCUAGAGUGGUCCUUUAAUGCACGACUGAUUUUUCUUCCGUUAAAAAAAAAAAUGUGCUGUUACUUGAAAUGCCACACUACCACCAAUAAUUGUUAUAAUUAAGCUUGUGGACGCUGUUUUGGAACAUCAAAAAAAAAAAAAGCCUUUUCUUUAAAUCGGUGUUCUCUCCUUGUCAGAUGAUAAAUGCUCGAAUUACCUGACAGAAAUAGUACAAGGGCGAAACCAGUGGUUAUCUAAGAAUCUAUUUCAUGGAAUGUUAUCGCCAUUAAGUUCCUAAUGCAGUACUUCUAUAAUCAUUAAACUUCGUAACAUAGGGAGAACAAUGACAUUCAAUGAUAAAUCAAUGAUCUGGAAACCAGCAUUGCUUAAGCAGUUUACGUUAGAAGGGGUGAGCUUCUCUAAUGCACUUUAGGAAAAAAUUGCCGUCUAACAUGCACUUUUCUGCUGUGAUAAAAUUUUAUCACCUCUUGUAUGAUGGAAGCACAGAAUCCUUUAAAAAGGGUUAAGAUUAUUUUUAUUUUGACACUGCCUUAAUAGAAAGUGAUUUGUACAGUUUAUAUUUUUGGACUUUACUACACCUUUACAUUGAUUCAUGACAAAAAAAAAAAAAUGUGUUACCAACAUGUGCUUCCUGCACACACACCUGCAUCAAUAGAUUGCCUUUUCAUUGUUGGACAUCUUGGCGCCGUUUGUUAGAAAAAAAAAAAAGCGCUGUAGCAUUUUGUCUUAUGUGUAGUGGAUAUGCAUGUAGCUAGCGAAUGUGACUUGGUGGCACUUUAUACAAUAUAUAACCGUUUAUUGUGCUAGCUAAAUUAUUUGCAGCAUGUGCUUAAAAUGUAGUCUUCAUCGUGUAAAUUUAAGGGGUAUCCCUGUACUAAUGGCAUAAAUUAAGAGAAUAGCAGUAGCGAAUAUCCCUUAGCCUUCUGGGAUUUCUCGGGGGGGGGGGAUAUUUUAGAACUCACCUGAAGUUACCUUGCAAUCCGCACAUUUCUUGAUGUCAGGCCUGCUAUAAAAAACUUUAUUUAUUGUACUCCAGCAUAGCUGGCAUUUGCACCUGUGCACAUCAAAAGGAGAGUGCCAGGAAAGACUAAACCCAUUCAUUAUUUUGGCUGUUAUUUCCUUUUAAGAUUCAUAUGGAAAGAGUUUGUGGGUGCUUCCUUCCAGUAAUUUUCUGAGAAAAAGUGGAAACUCUUUUCCUUAACUCUUCUAUGAUGUAACUACUUCUUUCCAUCUGACAAAGAUUAUUUCUCCCACUGCCCCUGUGUGCGCUCCUUUCCAUUAUGUAGGUUUGACAUUAUUAUGUAAAAGUGACAGUCUGUUAUUGUUAUCCUAUUUUAUCGAAUAUGUAUCUCUCCAUCUCGCUCGUGUGUGUAUAUCAUGUCAUGGCUUUAAAUAUUGUUUUUGUUUCUUUAUGCAGAAUAUAUACCCGUUUAGAUGUAUGUAUAUCAUUUUGCUUCCCUUGUGUACGUGAAACGUAUUCUCCGUUUGUGUAACAAUACUAAGUCAUUCUUUGCUUUGAUGUGUUGUGCCCUAAAAGGUGAAAGCCAUGGUCAAUCCAUUUGCUUAUGAGGAAUAUAAACGGGAGAAGAUAAGGCAGAAAAUUGAAGAAACUCGAGCCCAGAGAGUCCAUAUUAAGGUAAAGUUAUAUAAUUAAACACACAAUAAAAUACACCCAAUAAUGGUCAUUAAGGGAGUAUUCACAAACAGCCCAUGUGGUUUGAGGUGUAACCUGUAGCACUUUGCAACAUUGAAACAAGUCAUUUUAAUAUGAAACGCAUUGAAUCCUUGAUUGUUCAAAUCUGAUGACAACUCUAGUAUAAAUAGAUUGAUGUUUGUUAAUCUCAUGGGUUAGAUUCCAGUUUAAACAAGGAUCAACACAGAGUUUGACGUUUUGUCUUCAAAUAAUAUACAGUCAUACGGAUGAGAAAAACAAACACCUAACAACAUUAGGGCAUUCUAAAGCUUACACCAAAGAACCCUAGGUAUCAGUGGGUACUUAGGGUUCCCAUCAGUCGGGGCCCCACACUUUUAGAUGAACUUUUUGAAGUGCUUGAAGCCAGUGCUGCAAACGGUUCUUUAAAUAGGCAUUCAAAGCUUGAUCACUGUGAUGGUUAAAUUCCUGAUGACUCCACUAACCCCAGGUAACCAUGGACACCUGGGGUUCCUGUUAGCCUUUCCCCGGCCAAUUGGGACCAGUGCUGGGCUUUGCCAGUUGCCCAGCACCAAUCUCUGUACAUGGAUUGGGAACCAGGCUCAUUUAGAAUUACACUGUGUAAUUCUGAAACCAGCCAGUUUAACACCAUCUACUGUGUUAAAUGGUAUAACCCAUUUCUAAUAUCAGAACUAAUAUUAGCAGUUGGCUAGUGGUGGGGUUAGAAUAGGGUUAGAUUUGGGUGCAAGAGUAGGAUAGGGUUACACUUAGUGUUGGGGUAGAGUUAGGGUAAGGUAAGGGUUAAUGCUGGGUGUUGGUUAAUGCUUCUAUACUUACAAGUAUAGAAUUUACUGCUUUGGACUUUAUUUAAUAGUGAGCUGCGUGGGGAGAAUGUGUUGAAUGCACAGCAUAUUUCGAUUUAAUGUAUCCUCAAAGUUACAGAAAUGUUUUAGGGUUAAAGUUAGUUAAGGGUUGAAGUUAAGAGUAAGAUUAGGGUUGACACGUGGUUGAGUUAGUGUAACUGUUGUAUCGUUGGUAUAGGAUUAGUAUAGUGUUUGUGUGCAUUUAACAUUCAGGAAUAAAAUUAAUUUAGUUUCAGUUCUUUUUAGUUGCAUUGGAUGUGUGAAAAUUAUAAGAAAAAUGUGAGAAAAAAAUAUUUUUCACAUUUUAUUCACACAGUGUUGUUAGGAUGUUAAAUAAAGGCCCUUUCUGUUCUUAAAAAAAAAUAAUUUAUAUAUAUAUAUAUAUAUAUAUAUAUAUAUAAAAACACAUACACCCCUUACAUUAUCGAUUGUUUAAAUCCAAGGUUUUGUUUUGGUUCACCCGACCUUAAUGGCGUACGUUUCCAGAGCACAAAAAGCCCUGACUAUUUGUUUGCAAAUUACUUCGCAGUGAAGGUUAUGUACAAUAUCCAAGUGCAUUUUACUUAACCCUAAAGCUGAUCCGUUACAUUAUGUUCAAUCCUCAUUAACCCUUUCUUGUCUACCCACAACUAGAAACUGCCUAAGGUGAACAAGGAGCUGGCACUCAAACUGUAUGAGGAAGAGGACGAAACACAAGCUAUGCAGAAGAAGAAGAAACAGAAAGUGAGUGUGCUCUCAUUGGUGUUGCUCAGAAUAUGGCACUCUGCUCUCACCUUGUGCAGUUCCAGCUCACGAUUGGGGGGUGGGGGGGGGAGGGUUGAUCCGGUGAUAGCUGGCAUUGUCAGUGGUGGUGGUGUGUGUUUGAGCUACAUUUCCCAUGAUGCUCGGGCAGCACUCGUGUUAGGUUAGUUGUCACUGCUUUGCAUAGCUGAUGGCCAACGUUUUGGCCAAAUGGUGGAUUUGAGGAUCACAUACACGUUCAUGCCAUCUCAUUGGCCGUGUUUCUGAUAUUGAAACGCUAUUGCUGCCAUUUACUUACAAGUAUAGAAUUUACUGCUUUGGACUUUAUUUAAUAAUGAGCUCCAUGUGGAGAAUGUGUUGAAUGCACAGCAUAUUUCCAUUUAAUGUAUCCUCAAAGUUACAGAAAUGUUUAUCCCACUUUCUUCCAUUUCUGUAAUUACACAAUAAUAGGUUGCUAGCUGUGUAAAAACACAGAUAUAUCGGUUGGACACUCCUCAUUCCCUGCCCUGGGGGGAUGCAGCCAACACACGAUUAGUGGUAUUACUUGCUUAGAUUUACAAGAACAGAGAAUGGCAUAUCCUGCGAAUGAUAUGACUGGAACAAUGCAGUACGAUGAGAUAAACUUCUGUCAACACUAGGCCAUACAAGUAAUGUGAGCUUUCGGGAAGGAAAGUUGUCUUUUUUUUUUUUUUUUAUUUCGAUACAAUGAUUUUGCAAUUGCUAUCAGAAUGUAUUCGACGUAGAGACAUGGAAAUGGUCCAGAUUACAGUAAACCAUGAUUUUUCACUGGAUUUUGCAAUGCUCGUGGCUAAUGGCCAGUUGUUAACAAACUAAUAAUUUACAUUAUUAACGUUCAGUGGGUCUACAGUGGCCAUUGCUUGUAAAGUAAUAUAUAAACUGGAAAAAUGCUGUUGCUUAAUUCACAGUUUAUCCAAUAUUAAUAUCCAGAAAUGUUGGACAUUGAUCCUCUAUUAAAUGAUGCAUUGCACACUCCAUGCUGCCGAGCUAUAUCUGCUGCCGUUACAGUAUAUAUUCACAGAAUUCUGAAGCUUGCCCGGCACAAUGCAGAAUGGAUAUCAUCAUAACCAAAUACAGGGAAUCGAGAGGCCUUCUAGGUGCAAUGUUACUUUUUUUUUUGUGAAUAUAAUUUUUAUUUGUAUUGGUUAGUCAAGAUUCGAAGACUCGCAGGUCUCCAAGGUGAGUUAUCAAAGGAUAUGAAGGCAUUUGGAAUAUAUCAAAAACAGUAACUUUUAGUCGGGCUCGCAGGCCCACAACGUUGACGGACUUGCAAGUCCCUUUUAACUUAUUUUACGAGCAUUUCUCUAUUACAGUUCAUUACAUUUAUUGCAGUUGUAAUUUGUGUGCGGGUUGUACAGAGGCUCGUCGGCCUUUCGUCCGACUUACUGGUCGGGGUGACCCGACUCCCUGUGAGUUUGACAUUCAAUUCUCAUGUGUGCCCUCUCAUUGACUUGUGUAUCUACCUGGAUUGGGUUUAUUAUCUCUUGGCUUUCCUCUGGAGGGGGGAAGGGAAAGUUAGGGUUGGGGUAGGAAGGGGUGUGAGGGUAGUCAGUCGUCGCCUGUCGUCAGGUGUGUGUUCCCUAAGUCCUUCCUGUCUGUGGUGUGGCAGUUGCCGAUUCUAGUUCCCUUUGGAAUCCUUCUUUCGCCGUCUCUAGGAUCCAAUGUGUCCAUAUGUCCAUGUAGGCUGUCGGGGAAGUGUUAGUCGUCAGGGUCAGUUCCUCUAUUGUCCUCAGUUCCUCCAUUUGGCUAAACCAGAUCUUAAGUGGAGGUGUUAUGGCCUGUUUCCAGAAUUGGGGGAGCACUCGUUUGGCUACGUUGAGUAUUCGAAUAGUCAUAGAUUUUUUGUAUUUGGAGUGAGGGGUAGAAGUGUGGUGUAGGAGCAUUGCUGCCAGUUCCAGGGGGGGUGGUUUGUCUGUGAAUUUCUCUAGCAUUUUGUGGAUGUUUUGCCAGUAUGGUUUGAUCUUUGCGCAUUCCCACCAUAUGUGUGUGAUACUGCCCUCCUCUUGUUGGCAUCGCCAGCAUAGGCCUGGUUGGUCUGGGUCUAUCUGGUGUAGGAAGUGAGGUGUCCUGUACCAUUGUGUCAGAAGUUUGUAGGCUGUCUCUUGUGUUUUGCUGUGCGUAGAGCAGUGGUGUGUGAGGUAACAUAUGGACUCCCAUUCCUUAUUUGUCAGCGUGUAUCCGAGGGCAUCCUCCCAUUUCCUCAUAAAUAGGGGUGUCUCGGUCGGGAUGUCCGUUUGUAGCAUGGUGUAAAGGAAAGAUACUCCAUGUGGGAGCGGGUCUGGGUGCAUACAGACCACUUCCAGUGUGGUAUGUUGUCUAGUGAGCGCUGAGCCCUGUGGUAAGGUGUGGACGAAGUUGGUUAGCUGGGUGUAUCUGAAGUGCUGCAUGAAAGUCGGGUGCGUCGCUGUCGUCAUGUCUGUCAGUUUUUUACAUUUCUCUCCCUGCAGGACGUGGUGUAGGCGUGGGUGUGGGUCUGGGAGGAUGUCUCUAAAGGCUCUUGGGUCUAGUCCCGGGGGGAAGUCGACGUUGUGCGUCAGUGGAAGAAGGGGGGAGGGGUAUGGUGACAUGGUCCCCUUCCUCGCUAUCUUCCUCCAUACUUUCAUGGUGUGUUUUGUGUAUAUGGACAUUUCGCCCCAUUUUGUCGGUUCACGUCCCCAGGGUAGUCCCGAGAGUGGUCUGCCUGCUUCCGCCUCUUCUACCGUCUUCCAGAGUUUGUGCACGCCGUCUUUUGACCACUCCACAAUUCUCUGGAGGUGUGUGGCCACAUAAUAUAGGUGGAGGUCUGGGAGGGCUAACCCUCCUUUAUCCUUAGGUCGUGUCAGGGUAGAGAAUUUCACUCUAGGUUUCCGUCCAUUCCAUACGUAUCUGGUCAUUUCUGUUCUAAGGGUACUGAAAAAGGGGCCCGGGAUCUCAAUGGGGAUGGCUUGGAGGAGGUAUAGGAGGCGUGGGAGGAAGUUCAUUUUUAUUACUUGGACUCUCCCUAGCCAUGAAAUGUGGGGGUACGACCAUUCUCGCAUGUCUUUUUGGAACGUCUGGAGUGUGUCUGUGAAAUUUUCCCUGAACAUGUCCUCACUUCGGUUGGUCAGCCAGACUCCUAAAUAUCUAAUUUUAUGGCAAUGUUACUUUUAACAUCCUACCUGGAAUACCCUGACCUGAUUACUUGCUUCAAUAUUCACAUUAUUCUUGAUGUGUUAAAUAAACUAUCCCUCAAAUGGCACCUUUACUAAAUAUAUAUAUUUGUGUAGAUCAGACGUUUGAAUAUGUGUCUGAAAAGGUUACUUACCAGAUCCACCACAUGUUUUAGAAUCCUUUUUUUUUUUUUAAAUUUUUUUUUUUUAAAUCUGUUACUGUACCGAACUGGGUUUUCUAUCUCUUUCAUUCUGUACACUCCUGUAGCAGAUCAGAUGGUAAUAAUCGCAUUCUAAUUUAUUCUUAUUUACACAGAAAAUGCCCAACAUCCUCAGUGAUGACCGGUUUAAAUCCAUGUUUGAGAACCCUGACUUCCAAGUGGAUGAGCAGAGUGAGGAGUACCGGCUGCUGAACCCACUGGUUUCUAAAAUCAGUGAGAAACGGAAGAAGAAACUAAAAGUAAUGGAGUCACUGCAAUCCGAGGACCAGGUACUUACUUCUUCCUAUUUUCUUUCAUUUGAAAUGCUAAAGUCACGGGUAAAUUCUUGCCUUUAUCUCGCUAGUAACAGGACUUACUUGGGGUACAUUGACACAGAGAAUAAUUUAUUGGCUCUCCUAACAUAUUCUUUAACAUGUAGGAGGUGCUGUAUUGAUGUUUUAAGAAACCAUUCACACCUUACUAGUCAAAGUGGGUCAGAGUGUAUAUACUGUGGGUAUGUGGCACUAAAAUGUAUUCAUAAAAUACCUUUCGCUUAAUAAAUCCGGGCUGCAUUUUUUUUAAAUUAAAGGAACACUGUCAUUAAAAUGUAAUUAUUUUUCAAGUAAAAGCUUUAAUUAGUUGAGCUUGUUUGUUUGUAAUGUGUAUGUAUGUACACAUUGACUUAUCUUUCCUGUGGCAAACAUGUCAUAUUCCCUACACAUAUAUGCAUUUAAAAACCACAUACUUGCCUAAAGGUAAACUUUUAUUACAAUAAAAUAUAUUACAUUUUUGUGACACGAUUUAUUCAAUGUAUUCCUGCAAGUAAGUCACAUUUUUCAGUUUUUUUUUUAUUUUAUUUUUUUAGUUUUGCAAUAUUAGAGCUUGUCACAUUUUGAUGCAGUUUUAUAUUAUUAUACCAGACUGAACACUGCAGGAAGCCAACAUAGCUUGGCAUUGUAAUUCCUUCUCUUGUAGUAUCUUUAGUAUAUUAUGUUUCCCAGCAUGGAUGGGGCCUUUUUUUCCGAGCCAGUAAUAGGAAAGGUAAAGAGUUAAUCAGGAGAGCUUUAAGUUGUAUUAUGUGAAACAACUUACUUCACAAGACCAAACAUGUGGACCUGCUGUGACAUCAAGGCUAUAAACUCACUUUAUUGUUACCAACAUGCAUAACCGUGGUUUUCAAAUGCUGUAUCAGCUCUGCACUCAAAUCAUGAUCUAAAUUAUAUCUGAGGAAGUGAGUGCUGGAAUAAUGGGGGUUGGCUGAGAUAAAGGAGGGAUAGAACAGCAUGGGAAUGACAUAGAAUGGGGGACUUAACUAGCAAGAAACUGGAGAAAGAGAUGACUUAAAACUGGCAGAAAAGAGAGAUGAGAAUGUUGAUUAAAAAUCUAGGCUGACAUUGGACACUGGAAUGAGAGGAUGGAAAUGUAAAUGGAAGGGAUGUCAUCAAGGGAUCAGGAACUGGGUGGAUGGAUUGGCACGAAGGUGUAUUAUAAGGGGACUUUCGUAAAGGAAUAAGAAUAAUAUGGGGGCUGGCAUACAAAGAAAGAAUGGUGACAGGAGAAUCACCAUGAAGGAGAGAGAGAGAGGGACAAGUAUAAACACAGAGAGGCAACAGCAGGUUGUCUUAGGAGAGAAUAGAAUGUAUAGACAUUAAGGGUGUGGAAGAUAGCCAAGGCUGGCAUGAAGAUGGAUGAGGAAAGGGAGCAGCGAUACAGAAUGAAGGAAAGGUUGGCAUGGUGAACAGAACCAUACAGGACCCAAUUGGGCCAGACAUGCUCCCCAGUGGUCCCUGGUCAAAAACAUCCCUCACCUGGGAAUGUGCAAUGGCAGCAUAAUUAUAUCCCUGUCAGGAAUGUUUAAUCGUUGAAUAAACGCUAAACAAAUCACAUUGAGUACUUCAAGGUACAUACGUACAUUAUGGGCAGGAUAAAAUAAAAUCCAUUAUUUUAAAAACAUUUUGGUAACUUGUGAAAAAUGACUUGAACUUCAAAUGUUUCAAACUUGGUAGCGUAGUUGUAAUUCAGUUUUUUUUUUUUUUUUUUUAACAAUGUGUGUGAGCAUGCAUCUAACUCUCAAAGAGUAAAUCUGCCUCUUUGUAUGUGUUAAAUACAUCUGUCUUGGAGGCGAUUGACGAGCUACAAAUAGCUUGGCACGUGUGAGGAACUGUAUUAUUCCUUGAUCUGUCAUUUGAUUCUAAUUCUGUCCCAAGGAGGAAGAGGAAGAACAAGAAGGAAAGCCAAGUGAUGCAGAGAGUUCAGAAUCUUCCGACGAUGAAAAGGGAUGGGUCGAGGAGGUCAGGAAACAGCGCAAGCUUCUACGCCAAGAGGAAAAAGACAGGAGGCAGGAAAAGGUGAAGGAGGACCGACAAACAGCCCUGAAGCCUCAGUUUUAUGAGAUAAAAGCCGGGGAGGAGUUCCGCAGUUUCCAGGACACAGCCAAGAAACAGAAGCUAAUGAGGUAACUGCUACCCUGCAGCUGUUUGCUACAAAUCCCAUUGCUCUCACUGUCGCUCAUAAAUUUGGAAGCAAAACCGUUGCGCCUCUCGCAGCAGAGUGUUUCUGCAAACCUUGCACAGUUGACAUAAUAACUACGCCUUAGAUCUAUUCCUUUUUUUCCCAUUGCACUUUAAUCCCUACAAUACCGUAAUACACUAUAUUAUCUCUAAAUGUUAAAGGAAAAUAAAAAUGAAAUGUAUUUAAUCUUACUAUUAGUAAAGUUAGAGUGUUACUUACUUGGCGCAUAUAUGUCACCCACCUAUUAUAAACUUACCAGUAAUCCAGUUCAGGACAGUCCCCACCUACAGUGAGAUCAUCUCUCCUGAUGACCUUAGGUCCAAUCCAGUGUUUCCCACAGAGGUCCGACCUAUGUAGCAUGGACAAAAAAAGCAAGAGUGCAUGUAUUCGUGUCCAUGGCUCAUCUGUAAUUGUUUUUUGUUUAAAAUUUAUUUUAUUAUUAUUAAAAGACCAAAUCCUCCAUAUUUACUGUUCUAAGUGCCAAGUCUUAUGAAAUCCACUGAGAGAGCAGACUAGCUUGUGCAAUCUCCAAUAGCUUUCAGUAGUUCCUAAAAGCUUUCUGUAGCUGCCAGUUUGUCUACAGACAGAUCUGAUAGCAUUUUGUUCCCAGUGAGUGCUUAUCUAAUGCGCAUUGUCAUGCAGCUCUUAUCCAAAGUUGUGGCUUUCUGUUCUUCAUGUCAACUUUAUUCUGUAGGGGCGUUCUAGAGGAAUAGGUAACCAAGGCUCUGUGAAAGAGCAGAGAUACCUUGAUGUGUAUCCUACUUACAACUUGGAAAGAUUUCUAUAAUAUAAGAAACUUGGAGAGGGCCCCCAUUGUCAUUUAAGAAUAGCAAGCCUUUUUCAUAAAAUGUCUCUGGCAAUGCAUUUAUAUAUUGAUAAUCACUGAGCCUUAUAUCACUGCCUGUCUUGGCUGUGAUUGCUAUUGCUGAUCACUAAUCUAUUUAACCCAUGCAGUAUAUUUUCUAUCUUUCUUUCUCUCCUUUGUUCCUUCCUCAGCUUCUAACACAUCAAACCUUUUUACUAAUCUUCAUAUGAAAGAUUGAUCUGAUCUAUAAAGAAAUCCAAUACUUUCACCCUUCAGAACUGCUUCUCCCCAAUUCCAUAUUUUACCUGUAACACUGUACUUAGUCAUCCUCUCUGCACCACUCUCCACCCAUUCCCUUCUAUAGUUAUCACACAAGAUCCAGCACAUUUACUAAACGGCGACCUCAAAGCUCACAAAAUGUAAUCAUUUAGAAAAAAUACAAAAAACACCUCACUCAGGCAAAAAUAAUUAGGUUUGGAUACAGUAUACAAUCAUACAUUGCAUAAGCUUGCCACAAUGUCAAUGUACCCCAUUCUUGGCAGGUCCUACUCUAGACACUUAAUGCCUGCUCUUAUGAGAUGAAUCCACUUGGGUACUACUUCCUCCUGGGACUCUCUGCAGGUCGAGGCAAAAUAGGUCCCUGUAAUGAGGCACAGGGAGGGCUGCAAAACCACGGAGUUGGCCUGGCUUCCCAAAUAUAUUUACAAAUGAAACCAAGACGGCGGCACUCACCUGAACAUGCAUACAUUAUAGGGUGCUGCUGAGAACAAUUUAUACAACAUACAAGGUCCAGCGCACUCACUCAUUCACUAAACAGUAGCUUUUAAGCUCAACAUACCCAGGCAAAAAUAAUGGAGGUUUAGUAACAGUAUUUGAUUGAAUGAUACAUAUCAGUAUGUAUAACUCUACGCACUUCAGUCUAACCCUUUUGCAGUAAUGUUAGCACAGCUGAAAACGGUGUUCUGAUUAAAGAAUUCAUAAAACUGGCCUUCAUUAGACUAGUUGAGUAUUUAGAGCAUCAGAAAUUGUUGGUUCGAUUACAGACUCGAGGUGGACAGAAACAAAGAACUUCUUUGAAAACUUGUUCUGAAAUUAAUCAGUCUAUUCUUAUUCUGAGAAAUGAAGGCUAUUCCAUGUGCCAAGAAACCAAAGAUCUCACACGAGACUGUGCACUACCCCCCUAACUGGCUCUAACCAGAAUAAAAAGAGGAAUGACAGAGCCGGUACACAACUGAGGAAGAGGACAAACACAUUAGAGUGUCCAGUCUGACAAAUAGAUGCUUCACAGAUUCUCAACUGGUAGAUUAAAGGGACACUAUAGGCACCCAGAAAACCUCAUCUUAGUGAAGUGGUCUGGGUGCAGUGUCCCCUUAACCCGUUAAAGUAAAUUUUUUUGGUUUUAGGGAAACUGCAAUGUUUACACUGCAGGGUUAUGACAGCCACUAGAGCCGCUCCUUUGAUUAAAACAGAGUUUAGCUCUGUGAAACAACUCUGGACGACCUCACGCUUCUCAUUAGAUGUCCAGCUUCUUAAAAAUCCUUAUAGGAAAACAUUAUUUCAGUGCUUUCCUACGGGAAAGGUUUAAUGCACACGUUUUAACCUUCGUUCGCCGGUGUAGGGGAAACAGAGGGACAUUAUAGUGUUAGGAAUACAUUUUUGUAUUUUUAACACGAUAGUGUUCCUUUAGGAUGGCCACAAGUACCAGACACUGGACAGAGGAAGAUUGGAGAAAAAAAAUGUUACGGGCAAAUAAAUGUAAAUAUCAAAGCAUAUUUAUGAGAUUCAGACCAAAUGGAAAGAUGCUGGAGCAGUGCUUGAUGCCAUCUGUCAAUCGUUGUGAUGGCUUACUUUGGUUGUGCUAAAGUGCGAGAUUUAUACAGGGUGAAAUGGAUUUUGAAGACAGAAGGCUAUCUCUCCAGUUUAUCUUGUGGAUGGCGCCUGAUUGGAGCCAGUUUCCUCCUACAGCAGGACAAUGACCCAAAGCACAGCUCCAAACGGUGUAAGAACUAUCUAGGGAAGAAGCAGUGAGCUGGUAUUCUGACUUUAAUGGAGUGACCUGCACAGUCAGCAGAUCUCAACCCUAUUGAGCUGUUAUGGGAGCAGCUUGACCGUGUGAUACGUAAAAUCCCAUCAUGCCAAUCCUGAGGAGUUCUUCAGAUUAGCUGAAAGCAAAGUUUGAAGGACGCAAUUAUUAUUUCACUGAAAAUUCUUUUUUUUUUUUUUGGGGGGGGGGUAUUGUCAAUUAAUAUAUUUUCUAUUCAAACUCAUUUAAUGUAUGGUUUCAUGAAGAAUAAGGACAUUUGGGACCCCAAACCUUUAGCUUACUGGAGGAGUGAUUAUAAACCAGAGAAGAAAAGUACAUUUGGAUUCAAGUGUUACCAAAAGUCAUAAAAUGAAUGAGCUCUUGUUUAGAUGGUGGGUGCUAUAGACACCCGGUUUUGUCACACCAGUAACAGAAAUCCAAUAUAGAAAAGUGGUCCAGCAUUCCUCCAAUGAACAAGAGUAUUUUAUUUAGUAUAUAGCAGCAACAUUUUGACUAACACAGUAAGUAGUCUUUUUUGUUCCCUUUUCUUAGUUCUGUAGAUUCUUCCUUAAAUAUAUUUAAAGUAUUUGAUUUCAGCUCUUAUCUAAACAUGUAUAUCUUUCAAUAUCUUCAUUGUCACCCAAGAUACAGCAGAAAGUAUUAGAAUGUUUAACUACUACCUCGUUCUGGAGGGCAGAUCGUCACCUAAAACUUAACAUGGCAGAGGCAGAUUUACUUACCUCGGCUUAGUGUACCGCAGAUAGCUCCAUUAAAUAUUUAUCCUGGGGCAGCAGCAUUUCCUUUGUGAUAACUCUAGAUUCAUUGCUUUCCUUCACUAUCCUCAUUAGCUCUGAUUUUUCACUCGCUGUGUAUCAACAUUUCUUCUGCGAGUGCAUUUCCUGUUUGGAUUACUUUAACACCCUACUAUUGUUAAUCUGUCUUACCUAUUAUUUUGAACAGUUCUUUUCUUGGCCAUGAGAAUACUUUUAUUUUCCCUAGGCAGCCCUUUUCCGUAUGCUUCUAACACCAAAUAUCAUCAAUUACAUUACUUCGUUGCAUUCAACAUCCUCAUCCUUACUUUCAAAUGUCUUGAUUUUUCAUUUACAUCCUGUGUUUCCUCUCCAAUAUACACAAUGCUGUGUCCAUAAGUACACCAUGUUGUUAUAGUAAAGGCCAUCGCUGUGUCUUUAUAUUGCAGUUCUUUUCCUUGUUGCCCCCUAUCAUUAGAAUGACACUCGGCUCUGCAUUGGCCAAACAUGGAUUUUCUAUGUGUACACCUGAAGUGCAGCACUGUGCGAUUUCACCACAGUCUCCCGCAGCAGCGGCCAUCCUUAACUUUGAUAACUGUAGGCAUAAAGCAUAAUAGUAAACUCUUAUCUUAAAAUAAAAUAAAAGUUUCUAGGUAUUUGGCAGCUAAGUAUAUACAUAGCUAUGUUAUCCUUAAUGGAAUACCAUGUACUAUAUGCGCAUAACAGGAGCUCUUUAAAUGAUUGACAUUCGUUCUCUUGGGCACAUCUGCUGUAUACCACGAUAGUGGAUUGACACAGGCACCUAAGAGAUACGCUUUAUGGGCCUGGUUGCUGAACAAGCAGACGACUGAGCUCAUUUAUUAGUGAGAGGACAUCUGCCUAUUGAUACAUUGCAGUACAUUUUAUUUCAGAAUAUACACCCAAAGACUUAUAACACACACUGGAAACAGUGGUAGCGGAAAUAACAUUUUUAUCUGUGGCUGUUAACUAUACAAAUGACACAAACAUCACAGAAUUAGUCAUUUAAAAUGUCACAUUCCUCUGUGCAGGUCUGUGUCUACCUUAACAUGUCCAUACCCGUCAUUGUAAGCUAAAGACACAUACGUAAUAUGAGAGAUUGUGUUUGUGAAGAGGGUGAUACUGGCCGUCCUUGCAUUUCUCAGAUGGAUUCAAGCUAAGCUGUGGGUUGACUCUGAGACAAGAUAAGUGCAGAGGGUGUUUUGAAGGUCGUCCAAGUGGGUUUGCCCAUGUGAUUAAGAUUUUUAAAUUAGGCUUCCUAGCAGUUACUCUUCGGCAUAAUGGAUUCUGAUCUAAAUUUAAGUUAGCCAGAGAAGUUGGCUCAGUUUUCCAUUAUUUGCCAUUUUUUAGAUGGGGUUGUCCUGUUUUUCUUUGGUAUAUGAUGAACUUCGGUGGAGACCACAAGUCAAAGCCAAACAUAAUGAAACCUUUAAAUAUAUUGUGUUAUUUAUUUAACGCCAUGCUAAUGAAUGAUACAAAAUUUUCAGGCUUAGGUAGACACGUUAGUUUUGAAUGCAUCCCAUAAAUAAUGCACGAGAUACAUGCUAUGGGGGCCUGCUAAAUUAUUUCAUCAGAAUGUAUAGUGGAAGAAUUGUCUAAUGCUUUAAAUGAACAUAUAGCCUGCAGUAUGGGAAAUACUACCUGCCACCUACACAAAAUCUACACAAAAUAUUGGUAAACAUUUCCAGACUGACCGGUACACAGAUCAGAGGAGGGAUCACUUGAAAGGGUCAUAAUGUUAACAUAGGCAACUGCUAUUUUAGGAAAAUGAUAUAUAUUCAUAAACUCAUUCCCCACCCCCCAAUUCCCAAUUGCUGUUAACCCUCGGUCAGGCUCAACGUGAGUAAGAACAGGAUCGGCCGCAUUGUGCGUAAUAGGCCACUUUUACAAAAACAAACUUUUUACUCAAAAACAUGUUUAUUAUUCCAUUUGCUCUACAACAUUGGCGAAAGCAAUUUCGGAGCAUUUAUUACAAUAAAAAGUAGCAUUUUCCAUACAUAAUGCACGUUUACACUUGCUGCACUCAUAUCUUGAUAAGCGACGUUGUCCGCUAUCCGUAGUGCAUGUAAUGCACUUCUCCUCUUGCUAGGCGUUUCCAAAGUUUACUCUUUAUCUUCGUCUACAUUUUCACAAUUACGAAAUCGUUUCAGUUUUGAUUGAAUAUGCAGCGGAAUGCCGAUUGUUUUUUCACUUCGUCUUUAAAGUUCAUCUAACGUAAGUUUGUGAGAAAGCUGCUUCAAAAAUAGACUUCUCUUUAUUGGUUUCAAAUCAUUUCCCAGAUAAAUUAUCUGCAAAUUUAUGCCAGCAACAUUCAACAUGGUGAAGAAUAUAUUCAUAGGCCAACGUUUUAUAUUCCUUGCAACGCUGAAUGUAGCACACAUUUUGUCAACAUUGUCUACUCCUCCCUUUGUGGAAUUGUAAAAUGUAAUUAUCGAUGGUUUCUUUUUCUCAACUGUUUCUGAAUCAAGAGAUUUAUCGUGAUGAAAGCUGGACACAAGGAUAACAGUUUUGUUGUUAUUCGGUACGUAUGAUACUAAUGUAGUACCGCGAUUGAAUCCAAAGCUACUUGAAAAUACUUCCCUAGAUUUCGUUGUGACAAAUUCAGGUGGCAGCUCUCUUUUGUUUUUCUUUACUGUGCCAACGUAGGAAAUGAAUAAGUAUUUCCAACAGUCAACUGAAGAUUUCGAUAACUUUGCGGGGCCUAUAACACCUGGUAACUGGUUCAACAAAUUAUGAGGCGCGGCACGAUUUUUCUUGUUGGGAAUAUCUUGAUACCAUUUACUGGACUUGUCUUUUCCGAGAAAAUAUGAAGCGUUAUCUGUGAUGUCGUCAUCGCUGAAUUCUUCAUGGUUUUGUUCUGAUUCAGAACUCUCAAUGCAUGCUUCCAUGUUAUCUUCAGUCACGCUAUCGUCUCUUUCAUCUGAAUCUUCAAAAAUAUUUUCAUCAUCUGAUUCAUCCUCUAGCAUUUUCAUCAUAUCCGCGACAUCAUUCGGAUUAUUGAAAUGGAAAAUUCUCUUUGAGUUGUCCAUUUUUAUUGCCGUAUCUACAAAGAAAUAACAAAAAUACCAUCAUCGGGCGCAAUGUGCCUGAGUGGAACAUUAUAACAUUGAAAAACAUUAAAAACACAAUCAGGUAUGGCAUUAAUAUGCUUGAAUUAGAAAAAUGACUUACCAAUGUAAUUAUAGACAUAUAAUGGUUAUACUGCAAUCGGGCGCAAUGUGCCUAAGAGACACACAGUGCUGCGACUUGCACACACGACAUUCAAAUGCGUACUGCUCAUUAUAGGUCGCUGCAGAAUGUAAAAACAACAAGCUACUGAGGUGGCCGGGCGGUAACGAGCACUCGCUUUGGCAAGACAAAACAACAAACAUUGGUUGCGCCUGACCGAGGGUUAAUAAGAAAGACAGGGAAAUGGGAAAAAAUAUAUUCGGUUUGUUUUUUUUCAUUAGCAACCAUUUAUUUGUGUAUUUAUUUCUUCCCGUGGUAUUUCAACAAUUCUCUGUAAUGCAUUGCCAUGUGAAAAUAUAUAUAAAACAUAAUGUCUGUCUGUGCUCAAGCUGAGAAUUCCGAGAUCGUGUGCCCAAGGAGGACUUUCCAGAUCCCUUAAGCACAGCAGUAAUUUCUCUAUUUUUGCACUAUGUGAAUGGUUUUAUAGUGCUUGGUCUCACCACUUUGUGUUUAUAGAGCAGCGCUAAACAAACGAAGAACACUAGGAUGGGAGGCUGCACACCCGAUAAUAGGGGAAUCCCUCCAAUAUUCAAGAAGACCAGAACAAGUCAAACAACAAUAUACAGGUAGCACCAAGAAAAAUACUCCAAACACAAUAGUAUAUAUAAGAGCAAUAAAAACCCACAGGAUAUAAAAAGAGUCCACAAUAAAACUUAAAAGAAUAAAAAAUACCAAAUAGUACGGCGCAGUCUCAAAGGUGGCAAUAGAUCUUCUAGUCCUGGUCUGGGACUUUCUUGGUAGCUUCGCUUAAUAGCCGUAUAUGGAAAGGAAGCAAAUACAGAGGCAAAACAAAUGGUAAAAUAUGACAGUACGUGGUAGGAUGAACAACACUUAGAUAAGAUGUUAACUCACAUAUGGUAGAGCUAUAACCAGCUCUAGGUAAAACAGCAUGCAGUGGUAUACCAUCCCCACUUUCAGGAUAUCCCUCUGGUUUUGGGACACAGUAGAAUGAUGGUAAAUCACAACUGGAUAACGAUUAGGUAGAUCAUAUGGAAUGACAGAAAAAAGCAGCCAAUAGUGCUCUCCAUAAGGUAAAUAAAAAUAUACUUACAAUAGAGUGAGCAGACUAACCGCUCUAUGUAUCAAGCCUGGGUGGUAUAAUCCCCCACCAAGGAUUUCUUUGGUUGGUUGUCCACAUUAGGUAAUGGGUCCAGAUGUCAGGUAAAAGUAUAAAAAUAAAUAAUAAGAAGUUCUAAAAAUAUAUGACUACUUUAUUUUAACAACAGCAUAAAAACCACAAUGCGUUUCUCCCCUUAGGGCUUACCUUUGAGACUGUGCCAUAUCAUUUGGUAUUUUUUAUUCUUUCAAAUUUUAUUGUGGACUCUUUUUAUAUCCUGUGGGUUUUCAUUGCUCUUAUUGAUUUUGUUGCUUUUAUUAUUAUAUACUAUUGUGUUUUGGAGUAUUUUUCUUGGCGCUACCUGUAUAUAGUUGUUUGACUUGAGAUUGAUAUAUAUAUAUAUAUAUAUAUAUAUAUAUAUAUAUAUAUAUAUAUAUAUAUAUAUAUAGAUUUAUAUGGAUAAGUCUGCCUCAAUGCCGGUGUACCCCAUUUUCGUCAGAUCCUUUUCGAACAACCUAAUGUCUGAUCUUAUGAUCUUAACCCACUUAUUUGGGAAAUCCAUCCUCCUGGGGCUCUCUGCAGUUCAUAAUGAUCUAUAACCUUUUAAACCAAUUAUACCCAAGCACUAAUUAUUGACACAAUAGUCCUCUUAGUGUUAGACUUUGUGGUACAUUUGCUACAGAAUCUAUCAAUCUCUGGGAGGUAAUAAAAUGACUUUAAGUGAUCAUGUGAAGGCUUCACGUAGUGGGUGAGUUUGUUUUUGUUUUGUUAUUAGGUUGCAGAAGAAGCGGACAUACUGUGGCCUUUGUGCCUUCACUUGUAAUGAAUAAUGCGAGGGUGAUUUGGAAGGGGGAGGUGGACGGAUGUGCGCUGCAGUUAAAACCCAUUCCUGUAGCAAGAGUGGGCUAACAAGAAUUCAUUAUGACAAAAAGCAUUUCAUAAAUGAUUAAGAGGGGGGAAAAGAACAGUACAGCGAACGGUCUGACAGGCAGACUGCAUUAGCAUUUAGUGUUGCAGAAAUAUUUUCAAGUAUUAUAUGAUGAUCUAUAUUUAUUGAAUUGGGUUUUGUUUUUUUAAACAUACAUUUAAAAAUAGAUAAUAAAGUACCUCCCUCCUAAAAGAUGAUCUGUGUACAACUAGGCAUGAAAGGGACGAGUUUUUUUAUAAGCAAGAAUAGAAAAAAAUAUUACUUCUAUUGGGAGGCUACAUGUCUUCCUAUGAAGGAGCACUGCAUUAGUGAUCAUAACACUAUACUGGAGCUGUACAUUGAUUGCCUAUGGGCUGAGCACUUUGAAGGAGUGGAGUGCUGUGAUUAAAUAGUGCGCUGCUGGAGAAUGUAGUGGUUCACUAUGAUGCAGAGUUGCACUAAUGGGUGAUGCAUUGUGAUUUAGAGCUGCGUUGCUGGGUAGUGCACUGUGAUGGAGUGUUGCACUGAAUGAGUGGUGUAUUGUGAUGGAGAGUCGCACUGAUGGGUGUGCACUGUGAUGGAGCAUCGCACUGAAUGGGUGGUAUACUGUGAUGGAGUGUUGCACUGAAUGCGUGGUAUACUGUGAUGGAGAGUCGCACUGAUGGGUGGUGUGCUGUGAUGGAGUGUUGCACUGAAUGAGUGGUGUACUGUGAUGGAGAGUCGCACUGAUGGGUGUGCACUGUGAUGGAGAGUCGCACUGUGAUGGAGAGUCGCACUGAUGGGUGUGCACUGUGAUGGAGAGACGCACUGAUGGGUGUGCACUGUGAUGGAGAGUCGCACUGAUGGGUGUGCACUGUGAUGGAGAGUCGCACUGAUGGGUGUGCACUGUGAUGGAGAGUCGCACUGAUGUGUGUGCACUGUGAUGGAGUGUUGCACUGAUUGGUGGUUCAUUGUGAUGGAGCGUUGCAUUGAUGGGUGUGCACUGUGAUGGAGAGUUGCACUGCUGGGUGGUGCACUGUGAUAGAGUGUUGCACCGAAGGGUAGUGUACAGUGAUGGAGCGUUGCACUGAUGGGUGUUGCACUGUGAUGGAGCGUUGCACUGAUUGGUGGUUCAUUGUGAUGGAGCGUUGCAUUGAUGGGUGGUGCGUUGUGAUGGAGCGUUGCACUGAUUGGUGGUGCAUUGAUGGGUGGUGCAUUGUGAUGGAGCGUUGCACUGAUUGGUGGUGCAUUGUGAUGGAGCGCUGCACUGACGGGUGGUGCACUGUGAUGGAGCAUUGCACUGAUUGGUGGUGCAUUGUGAUGGAGUGUUGCAUUGAUGGGUGGUGCACUGUGAUGGAGCGUUGCACUGACGGGUGUGUACUGUGAUUUAGCAUUGCACUGACAGGUGGUGUGCUGUAAUGGAGCGUUGCACUGAUGGAGGGUGAAUUACGAUGGAGCGUUGCACUGAUGGGUGGUGCACUGUGAUUUAACAUUGCACCGAUAGGUGGUGUGCUGUGAUGGAGAGUUGCACUGAUGGUGUGAUAAAGUUGUGCUGCUCAGGGCUGCUCUAUGAUGUGGUGCAUGAGUUAUAUGUCAUUAUUUGUGUAUUUCUCAACACCAGUGUUAAUGAUCAGUGAUAUAAAGAGAGUAAUUAGUAUUGUGCAACUUAAAGGGACACUAUUUACCAGAACAACUACUGUUUAAUUUCCAAUGGGAAAGCAUUGAGAUUGGCUGAGAUCAUUAAUUCUGAUGACAUCAGCCAAGGAGGUGGAUCAGUGGUGAGGCCAUCACUGGCGGACCUUCGUGCAGCUGAAAAUAAGGUAGGGUGGUUAUUUUAUUAUUAUUUCUGGGGAGGGGGGUCAGCAACCCUUUGUAUGUUUUUAACACUAUAGUGUCAGGAAUAUAUGUGUGGAUUCCUGACACUGUAGUGUCCCUUUAAAUCAUGCAUUUAAUCACUAGUUAGUAAGGCUCAAUUUAAAUCAUGAUUUUUAAACAUAAAGACUUAUUUAUGCUGAUUGUUAUAACUGUAGUAUUUGCAACCAGAUGAAGAUUUCGUGUUUAGAAUAAUACAUUUUCAGAAUAGUUUAACAGUUCGUUAAAAUCACUGUAUGAAACCUUUCUGAUACACCACUAUUUAAUGGAAUAAUGAAUGGACAGACAUUUAGACCACUCCACACUAUCCUCCUCUCCUGCUUUUUUUUCCCCUUCAUUUUUAAAUUUUUUUGGGGGGUAACCAAAUUAGUGUCACAAGCAAUCAGGCUAAAGAAUAACAGUUUGGCAGCCAAAUUCUCUCCAUCCUUUUGAAAAAAGUAGAAUUUCAGACUGAAGCAGAAAUCGCUGUACAGUCUGUGACUGAUCUCUUGCCAUACUGAGACAUGAGGCUUAACAAACCGCACACAUAUGAGAAGUUUGUACAAGGCAUUGGGAGAGAAAGAGCAGAGCUCAGGACAUUAUGACCGAAAACCCACCAAACCGAUUGUCUUGAAAUAGCAAAAUGGUGGAAAUGAUGCAAGUGAUUUCUUAAAAGGGUGGGGGUGGGGGGGAGAGAAGAAAAUGCUUUCUAAGAGAAAUUACUCGAUAUCCAAGUUUUACCAGCAUGAGCCGGUUUGAAAGGCUAAAAUUCUAAAUGUACUUAUUGAGCAGAUGCGCCUAAUAGGCUUUGAAUUAAUUUUGACUUUUAAAAGAGACCCAAAGAUAAGCAGCCAAUAAAGGCACGCUGGUUAGGUGAACAUAUGAUCACAGAUAUUUUGUACUAUUUAGUGGUUUGGUAAAAUGGUUUCUGUAUUAAUGUUGUAUAUUCCAACUGUUACCAUCAUGUUCUUUACAAAACUGCAGAAGAUUAAAUUCUAGCAAAUUGUGCACCAGCGUUAAUGUUGCCCCAUCUCAAAAAAAUAAUCAUGUCAAUUAGUAAUUUGAUUAUUUGAGAUCUUCUUAGUUGAAGAAAUGCACCCAAAGGGUUUAUUACCAGUUCUUUUCAUUGCGUCAAAUAUGCUUCCACAACAUUUUUGGCAUACUGUGUUCAAAAAAUAGAAUAAAAUGUAAUCUAUGGGGAAGAGCCUAAAUAUAUUUGCCUGAAGCCAUUGGCUUUGUAGUUUGCAUUAGUGGAAAUCGGAAUCGUGGACAUGUUUUUUGGUUAUUUGAAUGAAUUAUUAUUAUUAUUUUUAUUUUUUUUAUUUUUUUUUUAUCGGUUCAACAUGUGCAGAUACAUACGUACGUUAAAGACAUGCAGUUCACUGUAAACAUUGCAAACAGUUCAAGUUGCGCUUAAUACAAAGUAUUGUAGUGACAAAUGGGAGCAUAGAAACAUCAGGCCUGAUACAGUUAUGUUUAUCAUAAGUACAAUACUGUUCAUGUAAAGCAAUCGUUGAUAAUGCGUCAUGUCUGUGCGUUCCGCAUGUGUAUCAAAGAAAACACUUCUAACUACUAAGUGACAUAACAAUAGUGUGUUCAGAUAGAGCAAACAGUAGUGAAAUAUAACUAUAAUAUUAGGCUGGAUAGAUGCGUGCGCUUCUUCGUAUGUAUUUUAAUCAUGGUAGCUAUCAGGUAGUCUCCCAUAUGUCCCUGUGGUGCAGUCGGUUGAGGUGCUGUAACGGUUAAGGGUGCCAUGCCCAUUGCUGGCCUACUUCGGGUCCUCCCGAGGCUGUCAUUGUCAGUGUUCAUGAUUGCGUCUUUGUCCUGACCAAAGUGAGUUGAGUUCGGUAAUGAUUUGAUUAUUGAAUCCAUGUGUGCAGGUACCUUGUUGCGUGACCAGAGAGGGAGUAUCCAAUCUCUUCCAUGGUCCUGAUGGAUUCUACUCUAGAAAACCAUUCCUCUAUUGGGGGUGGAAUUUGUUGUUUCCAGUAUUUAGUAAUUGGGGCCUUGGCCGCUGUCCACAAGUAAAAUUUGAACGAGUUGUGGUACAUUUUUAGAGGCUUCGGGGAUAGAUGUAGAAAGAUGUCCGGAAAGGAUUGUGGUUUCGGUGUUGUGGCUAAGGCAGCUGCCACCUCCAGAAUGGUACUCCAGAAUGUGCGCAGUACUGGACACUCCCACCAGAUGUGUUGGUAUUUGCCCCUACUCCUCUUGCAUCUCCAGCACAGAUCUGGGACAAUGGGUAUAUGUGGUGGAGUCGCGUAGGUGUCCUGUACCAUGUUCUGAUCAAUUUAUAAUUGGCUUCAACUAGUGAGAUGUUUAGUGUGUUUUUGUGGGUGAUACUGAAUAUUUUGUGCCAGUCAGAUGGUGUGAGUGUGAGUCCUAGUUCUUGUGUCCAGUCCUCUGUGUAUUUGGGCAAGGAUUUGCAAGCUGUGUCCUGUAGGAUUGAGUGAAGUAGAGAAGAGUGGUCUUUUCAAUGUGCGGGGCUCUGAUCACAAGGUCUCAAAUGAGGUGUAGGGUAGUGAUCCAGGUUUGUUCUGUAUUGUUGAUAUGAAUUGAGUUAGUUGGUGGUACCAAAACAUAUCCAUGAAUGUUGGCUGUUCCUGGGCAAAGUUCUGUGAGUGGUCUGAUUUACCCCCACCCCCCGUUGCCAGGGGGAAUGCUGGGGAAUUAUUAGUUAUUGUAUUCCAAGUGCUAUAGUGUCCUAAUGCGUGAUAUGUUUGGAAUAAAAACCUGGAAAUGUUUUUUUACUUACCUUUUAUCCAUCACUGGGAUUCCCUUUGUGCCACCACCCGCCUGUCCUCCCAUGGCAUUAUCUGACUGUCUUGCAGUUGGCUAUUUAAAUGUUCCUCCAAAUGAUUGAGAAUGAUGUGUGUGAGCGCAAGGGUUGCACGUGCAUCCAAAUGCUUCUCAUAGAUUUUAAAUGCAAUGCUUUCCUAUGAGCUGCAACAUUGCCACUAAAGGUGAAUUUAACCCUGCAAUGUAAAGAUUGUGUACUUCAUUGACAUGAAGUGAUAUGCGUACACUUAUUGGUCCUAUAGCAGACCCGUGCAUGCUUUUUGAAGAUAUAAAUAGCAAUACCUACUACCUACUUUUUCUAAAUUCCCCCCAAAAACACUCCUAUCUCAAAAAUGGUACGUUUGCUUGUAACAGCACUAAUGGAAAUCUAUCGUUUGAAAGUAUUUUGCGAAAAGAAAAAAGUAAGUGUCCUCUGUUGACAUGUUUUUAAAGCAGUCACAACAAAUGGAAAAUUCAGCGGCAUCAAUGUGAAGUUUAUUCAGCUGUCCUUAAAGGGCCUCUCAUUAGCAGAAUAACGAGAAUGUUACAUAACAAAUGUUGCAACGUGACUAUCCGCUAACCUCACUUCUAAAGAAUUCAUUUGCGAAUAUGCUAUUUUUCCAAGUCGUUUACAUACUGUUUCGCCUCUCCUAGCCCUCCAUGUUCAUUUUUAAUAUGGUUUUCACCCCUCUUUGGACUGGCUAAUCUCAGAGCUCUGUAAGGCUUAUUCAAUACUUUUUAUUGUAUAUCAAUUCAUCAAUGUUUAGUAAUACAGAGAAUCAUUUUAUGCGAUGCUUCCUCCUUCAAUAGCGGACAGUCUUUUCUGGAAUCUGAAGCUUUCAAGGUUGUUCAGCUCAUGCAACAAAAGUUGCGUUUUCCAACUACUUACUACAGAUAGCGUUUCAAGGUCAGGGGAAGAAAUGUUUUAUUUUUCAGAAUGUUGUGAUAAGUUGUUUAUGUUUAAGGAAUGCAAUAAGUAAUUUCAUUCUCACACAUUAAAGGGAAAAUUAAAGGGAAAAUUGCAUUUGAAAUGAAAUAUGUGCACGCAUGACAUAGAUCUUUUAAUUAGGGUGUACACCCAAGAAGGACUUGGAUUUAUUUGGGUGGACAGGGUGAUACAUGAUUAUUUAUUGGCUAUAUAAUAUAGUCAUUUUAUCAUAGGAGCAAACUAAGCUUAAAUUUUAUUUAUCUUGAUCAUCAUACGAAUAAAUAAACAACCAGAAUUAACACAAAGGUGCAGGUGGAAACGUCAUCUGGGUUUGUUAUAAAGUUAUCUGUAUUUUUAUAUUAGUCAGUGAAGACAUACGUUAGAGUUAUGUAGUUUGAUCUUUCCGUUAAUGUUUUAUACAGAGGUUGCCAUUAGAUGUAGUGUCGAGGUGACUCAAAUCACUGUCAGUAUGCUAUGUGUGCACAAAUCAACUGCCUGAAUCAUGUGUUGUGGGAGAUGGUAACGGUUCUAUUGUGACAUUUCUCCCAUUCUGACCUGUGGUUUAUUGUCAUUGACACCUUUACCUGUACCUUGUGUCUCAUCUAUCUCGUCCGUUUUAAAUUGAAAGCUUCUUAAAUUGAUAUUGCUGUUUGUCAAUUUACAUUUUUUUUCUAUUAAAAAAAAAAAAAAAAAAAGGAAAUAAAUAAAUAAAUAUAUUAUAUAUAUAUAAGAGAUCUGUACAUGUCAUUGAAACACUAAAUGGUAGCGUUUAAUUGAUGUUGCUGUGUCAUGCAGGAAAACACUUGAAGACCGCAUAAAGGUGGAGGAGAAACUUGGUACACUGAACGUCUCAGACACCGCAGUGGGAAGCAAACAGUUAACAUUCACUUUGAAGAAGGUAAGGUGUUUCCAGAAUACAUAUAAGCAUUAGAGGUUGAUUUUUAUUCAUUUUUUUUGUUGCUUUCUUACUAACAAGCAUUUUGAUAAGUGCGCUUGUUAAAGUCUGAAUCAGAGUUAUACGGUUUCCUCUUUGUGAAAUAUUACUUUGUGCGUAUGUUUGAAGUUUCGCAUCACUUUACAAAUUAUUGCAAAUCAAGUCUACUGCCAACUUCUCUUUAAAAAAAAAAAUUUAAAAAAAAUCCUAGUUUAAUUUAUGGAGACAACUUUUCAUUUAACAAAUGUGAUUUUUGUUUUCUUGUUUAUGGUAGCAUUACAAAAUAAACACUUUUACUAACCCUAAAACGGUAAUUGUGCGGAAAAGACAAAGUAAUUGCAAGUUAUCGACCAAAAUAGUGGAUUUGGAUAUAUUUUUUUUUUUAGCUUGGCUAGUUUGACCUAACAUUUGCGAUUCUUGAUUUAGUGAAUAAUUUCCUGUUAAUAUAGGUUCCUCUGAUGUUCUCCAGAUUGGGAAAGUUUGAGAUAUGUUUAAUUUAUCUCACUGCAAUACUGGUUACAUUUAACAAUAAUUUAUCCAGGAGAAGGUUCCCUUAUGAUUAUAGAUAAUAAUGUGAAGAUCUUGGUCCUCACUAGGAGAGUACAGUAGAACCAUCUAGAUUAUAUUAUGUUCAUACAGUGACACAUCGUUCUGACGGAUCACUGAGGCCUUUAUGUGAAGCAUUCAGAGAAUUUGCUCAUGCAACCCUUCCAGUCUUAUUUUAGAUUGCCCCACCAUGAGAGUGCAAGACAAGAGCCGGCCGUGUAGAUUACACCAGUUGGCUUUCUUCAUGCAGUGUUCCCCUGCUCGGAUUUCCUGUUAAUUUUAAUACCAUGUGUUCUAUAUUUAGCCUAUACAUUUAUAGAUUAGAUUGCCAGACACACACAGUGAGCAAGCGAAGAUUUGGUUAUUGGUUACAGUAUUCCUGGAUUUCCCAGUGCAGGUUACGUUAACUCUCAUUGCUCUUUUCACGUUGUUUCUGUUAUUAAUGUAUUCUAGAGAAUGCAUAGUACUGAACCAUGUUUUAUAGGAAAAUAUUGCUGUAAAGGAGUUCUGGGUACAUCUAAUCCACUAGAUUGAAGAUUGAGUGGUCUCCAGAACAUCGAGGUGGCAUUAUUUUUCCCUAAUACACACACUACACCUUUAUGUAAAGGUACAUAAUACACGGUCUAGAUUUUGUGCCAUUUCACUUAGAGAACUGACAUGGAACAUAUUACAUUAAAUAUAUUCCUUGCUGAUUUCUUUACAAUUUUUCUUUUGGUGUUGAAUGUUCAUAGUUACGACUUGUUAAUGUAUGUUUUAUUUUUUAUUUUUCUCCAUCAGUCCGAACAACAGAAAAAGAGACAGGAAGCUGAGAAACAGCACAAGGAGGAGAGGAAAAAGCUCCGCCGCUCUGCAGGACACCUCCGGAGCAAGCCUGCCAAAGGACGGCCAUUUUAUUGAUUGUCCUAUAUGUACUACCAAUGGACGGCCAUUUUAUUGAUUGUCCUAUAUAUACUACCAAUGGACUGCCAUAUAAAAAAACAUUAGUUUUGUACAUUCUGCAGAGCAUAAAAUCUAUGAGUUAAAAGGGUUCUGUAUAUAAAAUUAAAAUGGAGAAUUUUAUAUCUGGUUUAUUGUAAGUGUUUUUUACAUGAAUAUGCCACACUCAUGUCAUGUACUUGAAUGUGUUUUGUGUAUGAAUAAUUCCUAAGUAAAUAUGCAACUUUUUAAUAUAUUUAAUGUUAGUUUAUUCUUGAGAGAUAAAACGUGUAAGAUGUCAGGGUUUAUGAGUAGUCAUAUAAUAGAAGGGAAAAUAAGAGUUUUGCAGUCAUAUGUUUUUGUUCAUUGGCAAACAGGAUUUUGGAACCACAUGUUUUUAGAAGAGUCCCCUCGUUCUCAAGCCUAAAAUGUUUCUAAACCACACACUGCUGAACUAAUGCAUUAUACUUGAUAGAGGGAUGCUCUCCUGCAUUCUAGUAACUCCAGAAUUCUGCUAAUGCAAUAGAAAAGUUAUACAUUGUGAUACAAUACUCUUAUUGUGAAAUCUGCUUCAAGCGUUACCUGAUUGAACAGGUACAUCAACUUCAUGAUUAACAAAUGACCUCUGACAAAUUCACACCAUUUGUUUUAAUAAUUGCUACUGCAACCGCCUAAAGCAAGCAUGUCAAACCCAAAAGCUAUCAAGGGCCAAAUAAACAAGGUUUAAGUUUAGGUGGGCC